GCAAUACACAGAAGUCUGAGGAGCCAUAAACAAACCUCAACCAAAACGCCACUCUAUAGCCACAAAUAAUGCUCAGAACAGCACCUAACUUCAUCAACAGUACAUAUGCCAGCAAAGAGACUAAACACAACUCAUCUACUCUCUUCCAGCAUCCUCUUGUUUGUAGCAAGAACUCAGGCCAGACCAUCAUGGACUGCUGUGGGGUGACACAGCUCAAGGAAGAACAUUUAUGAUCAUUUCUUCAUGGAAAUGCAAUCAGACCGAGACACUAAGGCAAAGGAACUACCGCGUUCAGAAUGAUUAAUGUGGUGAUUACUACUUCAAGGAAAUGAUAAAGAAAUGAUCAUAAAUAUUCUAUGUUUGAUGCUAAAUUAAUUUUAGCCGGAAUAUCCCUUUAAGGAAAACAGACAUGAAGCAACAUGGUAUGGGCUUUGGUAGCAUCACAGGUCUGGUUGAUGAUAGUAGUACAGAUAGUAGCAUAUUUAAGUCCAUGCGAAGAUGUUUAAGGAUGGUUUUAUACAAAUAAGAGGUAUGGUAGGACUCUGUACUUGGGGACAGCUUGUAUGUAGCUAACAUGCUAAGUCUUCAUUUUGUUUACAUGCAGGAUAAAAUCUUAUCAAACACAUGGGACCCCUUCAUUUUGUGAUGUCUAUGACUUACGUUUGACUCAAAUUUACAUACAUAAAGUUGGUUAUUUUUGGUUGUUCUUUGACUCAAAGCAGGACCAAGAGAUGACUAAGACUAGGUUGUUUUAUGUGUGUGUGCGUCUGUCUUAGCAUUUGUGUGUCACAGAAACGUGUCUGGCCACAGCUAUGGCGACAGAAGGGGUCCCCUGUGUUGCCUUUUUCCUUUUCAAGCUGUCUCUUUACCCCCACCUCCAUGACCCAACCUCAACUGCCCUCCCUACACACACACGCACUUGCACACACACACACACACACACACACACACACACACACACACACACACACACACACACACACACACACACACACACACACGCACACUCGCGCACACACACCUUCCCUGGCUGCUGGUUUCUGCUCACACUCCCUCCUCACACAGGGUUGUGAGCAAGAGGCCAGCUGAUGGCAAUAUGUGCAUGUGUGUUAAGAGAGGUUGGAACAGUACACACAUAAAUUAUCUGACACGUUAGGUACACCUGUGUCUGCACUCUGUACUCACCGUGGCCCCAUAUCUACACCCUCUGCCACUGCUGCCCAGCUCCACACCCGGCACCAUCUGGAGAGACUGUACGAAUAACAGAUGAGGUUGAUGGACAGAAGGGAUACCACUUUUUCAAAACAUCAUUCCCAAACUUUGAAUGUGGAAAAGAGAUAUUAAAAGAGAGAUAAGAGGAGCAAAGAAAAGGGAGACAGCAGUUUUAACUCACAUAGCUUGUGAAGGACCAAACCUACACUGGGACCCUAGCUAUAGCCCUUGACAUCAUUGAGGCCUGCUGAAAAGUCAGCUGACCCUUCAGGCUUCAUCAGACAUGCACAUGAAUCUAGAAAUGAUUAAAAAAAAAGAUAAGGGCAAUGGUUUUAAGUUAACAUUUGGUUUUAAAAACCAGUUUAUUUCUUAAACUGGUUUAUUAGUGUGUGAAUGGCUUUGCCCCUGACCCAGUAAGUAAAAUGAUCAAAAAACACUCCUAUAAAGGAGCUUCUACAAGAGGAGCAGUCACAGGAGACUCUAAACCCGCAGAACACAGGACAGCUUUGGGACAGUCUUCCUUCUCAGUCAAAGGUUCACAGAUUUGGAAUAUAUGACCAUCAGAAAUAAAAACAUUAAAGGAACCCAAAGCCUCAAUAUCAAAACAAAACUAUAGCUUAAACAAAGACAUAUGUGUGAACACUAACUUACAUAUACGUAUAUUAUGGCAUUUAUGUGUGUUUAUGUGUGUGUAUGUAUGUAUCUAUGUGUGUGCGUGUGUAUGUAUAUAUGUAUGUAUGUAUAUGUAAGUCUCUGGAUUUUUGUGCAUAGAAGAAACUGCUUGUUUUGUCUGCUUUCUUGUUGUUUUUAUGCAAACAUACGAUUGCCUGUCUGCAUCUGCUAUAAUGUUAGUUUUUAUAUAGCGGUUUAUGUAUCAUGUGCUGUAUUUCCCACUGUCUAACCAGGGACAAGGACUGCAAAUUAGCCACGGCUAGAAGUCCUGCAUACACAACAUCGUUUUUUUAUUUAGAUGCAACAAUGCCUGAUGUACUGUCCCUGCCAAAUAAACGAAUAAAAAAAAUGUGCAAAGACCAAAAACUGUGCCUGAAACAGAAACAGAUGUAGCCUACAAGGCACUUCUUGCCAGCUCAAAACAAAACAUGUACAUUUAAAAAGUGUAAAACAGACAAAUGUUUGCAUUUACAUUUUUAAAACCACUACAUUUAUUUCUUUUGCAGGAGUCAAAAGUGCACUUGCACUAAAACAGAAUAAGCUUUGUUUACAACCCUCACAACAUGACUAAGCCCUAAGUCCUGUUCACUUCAGAAGAUGAAAGUCAUAGGAGAUUUGAUUUUAAGCACCAAGUUGCUUGGACUACUUUAAAAUAAAUGUGUAUUUUGGUUGUUGGUGUAAAAACUUCAUAUGCACUUGAAAGUUAAACUGGAUGGUAAUGAUCAAUUGAUUUGAGCUAAAAAUAUACUUGUAUGGGAUAUUUACCAGUUUAAUUUAUCCCCUUGUAUUUUGUAUUGUUAUUGAAAUUGGCUAUUGAAAAUCAACUGUAUGUGAUGUCAGACCAUCUUAUCUCGCUGCUCCUUUCCAAUCAGGUAGGUACUGAUUUGAAAAAGUUGGGUGCUCGUGCAAAUUCUGUUGUCCACUUUCAUGUGAGGGACGAACAAAUAAACCAAUAAAAUGUUGUGAGGGUUACAUCCUCUCUCUGCCUUCCUGGCUGACUGUCACAGACCGCCUUCACCGGAUCUCGCGAUGCUUGGCUUAUUAGCCGGCAGACACACACACACACACACACACACACACACACACACACACACACACACACACACACACACACACACACACACACACACUGACAGGAUGUUGGAAUGGGAUGAUGAGAGAGCUCCACAGUGAAGGAGGAGUGCCUCUCACACCGACCUGAAAACGUCCAAAUCGGAAAAACGGGAAGACAAGGCGUGACGGUUGCAUGUGUGAGUAUGUUUCCGUGCGUGUGUGUACGUGUGCUUGCGUGUCCGUGCGCGAGAGAAAGGGGUUGCCGUUUCUCCGCGUGACGUCACGAGCUUUCCUGAGAGUCAACACAGCCGUUGGCUGCGGUAACGGCAGCUUCCGCGGCUUCUCGGAAAUCCGUUUGAUGUAACUGCAAACGGUCGUUUUUCCCCCCUGUUUCGUUACCGCGUUACGGUGCCGACGAAGGUUGUCUGGCUGCGUUUAGCUGAGCUUAGCUCGCUGCCGGGCACUGCUUCACGUUACUUAGCCCCACUCCAGAGGGAGGAAAUUAACCCGAGCGGUUUAUGAACAGCAGGUGCACGGGAAUACCACAGCACCUGCCGAUACAGGUAAUACGGUUAGCCUGCUAGCCACACUAUUGUUUAAGUAAGAAAAAUGAAAUAACCCCACUAAAGCUUGAAAGAUCAUUUGUGUUCAUGCUCCUAAGACGGUAAAGGUGGGGGGCGGUGCCGUUUUUGACAUGUCAUUUGGGAAUGAACGAUAGCCUAUAUAUAAGUGGGGUAAGGUGGGAAAGUAUGGCGUAUGUCCUUUAAAAUUGUGAAUUAAGGUCCGUGAAUCGUUUUCCUGUUUAACAUUCAUACUUGUUCCUCCCAUGUUGCAUGCAACAUGCGUCAGUUUGACAGUGACGUCGAUGAUGCAGUGCUGGUAUUCAUUCAUGGUCUCCCCAGCAGCAGCAGCAGCAGCACUGCCUCAGAUUGACAAGCGUUUGCACGUUCACAUAUGUUUUCCAAUGGCCAGGUCCAUUCACUGUGAGUUACUGCCUAAGUUAUAUUUGAGAAAACAGUACAUCAGGUUGACUCUCAGGUUACUCAGAGAAAAAACAUGAAAGGGUAUUCAACUUUAAUAGGAGAAAAUCAUAUCUCUGAUGUUAAUGUUGGAUAUUUAAUUUUUGAUGCUGCUGCAUUAAAGCCAGACUAAAAAACAACUGGACCUAUAGCCCAAGUCUUAUUGUUUUAGUUUAAUAUCAGACCACAGCUGGUAUUGAACACCUUCAGCAUUUAUAGGGUUUAUUUUUUCAGAAAUAGGCCAAAGAAAGGUAUAUAUAUAGACAGCAGGGUAUCUCAAAUACUACCCUACUCUGUGAAUAAGUCAGUUUUCCUUAUAAUUUCAUUGACCAAGGAGAAAAGAUGUGAAACCCUAAUUUCAUAAGAGUUAGGAGGAUGCUGUGUGAAAUGUUGAAACUGAAAAAAAAUUUAAAAAGUAUAUGCUUAUUUUGAGUUGGAUGCCAGUGUCAUUUCUCAAAAUGUUGGAACAGGAGUUCGAUUCUGUCGCAUCACCUUUUCUUUAAAAAACACUGUGAAAUUUGUGAACUGGAGAGCAGUUUCUGGAAAUUACAAAGUUAGAUGUUGUCCUACCCCAGUUUUUGGAUAAGCUGCUCAACACCUCGGGUUCUUCUUGUAGUAUUUUUUAUGUCAUGUUGUUCCAAAUGUUUUCAAUAGUUGACAAGUUAGUGGUUCAGGCAGGCCAGUGUGAGGACCCAGACUUUUCUACUGCAGAGCUGUGGUGUUGUAAUAUACCUAUGUGCAAAAUGUGAUGUGAGAUCUUCUUGCUGUAAAGCUUUCCUGACAAUAAGUAUUGUCAGGGGGACAACACAUGUUGCUCCAAAAUCUAUCGUUAAGUGUUAAUGGUACCUUUCCAAAUAAAUUAACUGUGCUGUGGGGACUUGUGCUUCCCCUUACCAUUAGGGAUGAUAGCUUUUGAACUGUCUGUUGAUUGCAAGCCUCUCCUUAGAGCAAAGGAUACAGCAUCCUCAGUUUCUAAAAUGAAUGUCAGUUUUUGAUUUGUCAGAUCCCAGAACAGUUUUCCAUUUGAAAUCGGUCCAUCUUGAACAAACUUUGAACUCAACAUUCGAGAGACUCAGCCUCUCUGGAAUGCCCUUUGAUACCCUGUCAUGUAAGUCAACUGUUGCAAAUCAAUAAUUUUAUUUUUAGGGACAUGUUCUUCUAGGUGUUUUUAGCAUCAGUGACUUUUUGCUCUGGUCCUAAAUGCUUUGAAAUGUGUUGCUGGCAUCAAAUUUAAAAUGAGCAUAUAUUUUUGAUAGACUGAUACAUUUUUUCCAUCUUAACAUUUGAUUUGUCGUCUUUGCAGUCUUUUCUAUCAAAUACAAGCUUUGGAUGAUUUGAAAACUAUUUAAUUAUACAAACUUUAUAAACUUUUUGUGGUGAACCAACUCUUGUGGAAUCGUAUUUGUGGAUUUUCCCUUCACUUUUAUUUUCACCCCUAAACUACACAGUUUAGUUAAACUAUUUCUUUGGACAGUAGCUGAUGUUGGCCGUGGUUUGGAUAGAAGUAACUUGCAGGGGUGAAGUGAGUUGAGGUAAAAUGAGGUGACCUAUGCUGAUAGAAAGAUCCCUUUGUGUCAGGGUCUUGCUCAUCCUGGUGAGGGUUCCUGUCUAACUUCACCACCCUGCAUCCUUACAAAUGGUUAACCGAUAACAGUUUUCCAAUGGCCAAUGCUGAUUAUGGUAAAGCAGCUUGGCUGAUAGCCAAUAUAUAUAUAAAGCCGAUAAAACAAUGUUUGUUUUUUUUUGUUUUUUUUUAAGUAGUAAUGCAUACAGAUGACAAACAGUUUUGCUGAAUUGGAGUGACAGUUUUAUUAGAUAAAAUAAAUAUAGACAAAAAUUAUUAGGCUCAGUAAAAUAUUGUCACAAGGGACUUUUGGAUUUCUGCCUAGCUAUCUGGAAUUUGUAAGAAAGAAAAAAAUACAAGGUAAAUAUCAAAAUAAUUAAACGAUAUUAUUCUCUGCACCAUGGCCACCAGAAUUUAUAUUAAACACUAGUCAGUCUUGGAUUUAGUUUGCUGUUAAAUGUAUUUUCAGUUGAAAAGAUAAUGGCGAUAUUGACCUGGUGAGGGUCGAUGCUAAUACAAUGUUGAUUAUGUCAAAAUGCCAUUAACUGGUCUGAUUAAUCGGCUAACUGAUUAAUUGAUCUGUCUCUAUUUCUUACGUUAUUCUUUACUUGUAUACAGCUAUGUACUCUCACACUUUGCAUCAAAGAUUCUACUUGUCAAAUGGCAUCUUUGAUACACGUGGACUAUGGUCUGAUGGCAUAAACUGUACACGGUUAGCCAGAAAGAUUUCACUGAGCAACAUAAAUGUUAAUUUUGAAGACCUUGUUUGAAAAGGUCUUCUGCUAUUUAGAAUUAUUAGUUUGAUGUGUUACAAACACAGCCAAGACGAAAAAAAAAGACAUUAAGAGUCACAGUCAAUAUGAGCAAUCCACUCCUGUUAAUUUAUAGAGUACCCUGUAUUUUCUGUGAGAUAGAUCACUGCAGAUCUUCCUCAUAUAGUGCUGGCUGGGCUGGCCUAAAGUUUGGUCCAGAAUAUCAAUCUGAGUCCUCUCUCACUGAAUUAAAUGAGGACAGGUUCAGAGGUGUACAAAAAUCAGUUUUUUCACAGUUGUCAUUUUUAAUUUCUCUGUUGUGUUACUUGACUCAUUUAGAGUCAAUGGUAAAGUAGCUAACAGUUUUCUCCCUGCCUCUGCUUUGAUUCUGUUUUCUUAUUUUUUCCAUUUUGUGUUUUUUUUUCUUGCUUUCUGUUUUUUUGAUGACUUGUUGGCCACGUUGCUGCCUUUGGUAUUGAGUAUCAAUAAAUAGAUGUUGUCUGGUAGGUGCUACCCCUGGCAUUGUUGAUUCAUUAUAGCAGUGGGUAUCUCCAUAGCAACAGCUGCUCUGGUGACAAGGGGUUGCCUCUGUUUGGACAACCAUCUCUCUUUUCCUCGUCUCCUUCCCUCCGUUUCUCCUUCUCCUCGUCUCUACUCUCCCUUUUUUAUGCUUGUCCUAAUUAAGGUGAAGCUAACUGAAGCUUCAUUGAAUUACACUGAAGAUUUAAAGUUUAAUCCUCUAUUGUACUGUGCCUAUAAAAGGAUUUGAUCACCCUUGAUGUAAUUGCAAAGGCGAGUCAUCAUUUCGAAUUUAUUCAUCUCAAUUUGUGCAAAGUUUUGGUUUAAUACAGACUCUUGGUUUAAGCGAUUGGCUUAAAGUUCAAUUCUGCUCUACAUGUCUUCAGUUUCAAUGCACUCAAACCUUUGGACCAGGGUUCGGAUGGAGUACUUCUGCCUCCCAUGAAUCCUGCAGCGAUUGUCAUUAGAUGAAAUAUAUUAUAUUUAGAGAGUUGUAUAUCAUAAAUGUUAAAUUAAAAGAAAGCUUAGGCUGAGAUUCUAUGUGCAGCUACUGAAAUGUCUGAUCCUGAAGCCUGCAUCUGGUUUCAGAUCGGUCCCUGUUCUGCUACCUCAACAUCAUGAAAAAUCUCUGUCGCCUGCCUGGGUGUGUACGUGAGUGUGUAUUGCAGCCUUAGUUAUGACGCUGCAGUCCCUCUAAGUCGGCACCAGUGCAGACACUAGCUGAUCUGAAUACUGAUUUCUAAGCUUGAUGGGGACUGCUAGCCCACCCGCCAUAUAGUGCUGGUAUCCAUUCAAGCUGAGCGGCAUAGUGUUGUUGUGCGUUGUGUAAUACAGUGUAGUAGGGUGCAUUUGAGGUGAGCACGGCAGCUAUGCAGAGAGUAAAAGAGAGUGGGGAGGGAGAGCGGGAGUGAGACGACAGAGAGGUGCAGAGAUUUGGGCAGAGAGAAAGAGAGUGUGAGAGCAUCCCUAACUGUCGAUGCUGCUAUUUUUAGCCUAGCCCUACUCCACCGUCCUGAGAUGCUCUCCCACCUCCCACAUAUAGACGAGACAAAUCAGCCUACACAUACCCACGUUUUGACAAAAUACUUUGACAUGCAGGAAAAUAAAAAGCACUGGAAGGUACACUGGCUUUUGCACUAGAGUCUUCCUGCCUACCAAAACAGGUAAGAUCUGUGAAUGAAUAAAAGGGACGAUUGUUUGGCAUUCAAGGUCAGUUUUUGCUUCAUCAAGAGCUUUGCAAUAACUCAUCCUGUUUAUCAGAGAGAGUGUUAGAUAGAAAGAGGAACUGGGUGUAAGAUUGAGUUGGGGUAGAGAAGAGGAAGCAUUUGUCCUCUCACAAUAAUAAGUUGUUUGUCUUGUCAGAUUGUAUGAAAUGGUUUUAGAGGGGAGAGUGGGUGCAGCAGAGGAGCAGGAAAAUAAAUCCAUGCCUUUUUUUUUUUCUCCUUUCACUUCCUUCCAGGCUGAGUCACUGCUGGUGAGGAGGAAGGUCUGGAGAGGGAACGAGAGAGGAGGUGGAGGAGGUGGUGGAGGAGGAGGGGGAGAAGACGAAGAAAAGGGAGGGAGUGCAGGGAGAUAAGCCACAACAGGAAGCAGAGCGACACACGCGCUUACGCUUACACUUACACAUCUUGUGUUUGUGUGUCUGAGAGGGAGACUGCGCGAACAAGAGGGUGAACGGGAAAGGAAGGAAGGGAGGGAGAGUGACGCGGAGGCUGGGAGAGCCGCCCCCCCCCUCCACCCCCCACUCCUCUCCUCUCCUCCUCGCCUCCCUCCUCCCUCUCUCUCUCUGUGGAGCAGGCGUGUAGCGGCAUCAGACUCGGCGUGAAGGAACCAUGAGCGAUGUCACCAUCGUUAGAGAGGGUUGGCUCCAGAAAAGGGGUAAGUACAUCCAGUACCUCUCUUCUUCUAGUCCCCUCCUCUAUACCUCUAUUUUUCCUUCUCUUCUUCUCUGCCUCUUGUCUAGACUGAGGGCCUGGCUGUGCCUGUCCACAUGUGCCGGUGGGAGGAUGAGAGUGCUUGCAAUCGAGUGUGUAUGUGUGUGUGUGUCUGAUCACAUGGAUGUGUAUCAUAAUGUAGCAUGCACCUGUAUAUAUAUGUGUGUUUUACCCCACAGGGACAUGUCUCUUUAUUAUGAGGCUGCUGUUUUGCUGCUCAGGUUGCGCCUUUAAAAUAAUGCAUGCAAGGGUAUGUGCAUGUAUUAAAUGCACGUGUGCGUGUGUCUGUGUGUGUGUGUGCAGUUAACAGCAUCUACCAGACCUCAUGUUACACUGUUGGUGCAAAUUGUUCUGUUUACUAUUCUGUGAAAUCAAGUUAGUUUUGUCUCUCUAGUUGGGGUGUAGAUUUGUAGAGAAUGCUGAAUGAUGCCACUGAACCUCAUAUGACAUGGAGUUGAGGGGUUGAUCUGGGUGGAGUCUUGGAGGGGGGUGCUUACAACACAUCCUGCUAGCAACUAACUGAAUGAAAAGUAGAAAUGGAAAUGUACUAGUUGAGAAGCAUAGUGCAAAGUGAGUGGUCCCCUGUUUUCAGACACUCAAAGAUCAGGUUUAGUUUGUGGAUGCUGCAACAGGUAAAAAUCAACUGUAGUGGGGCCGGUCUUUUUAUUUAUUUUGAUUUAACCUUUAUUUAGUCUCUUUUAUAUGGAGUCUAAGAGUGAUCUAUAGUAGCUCUAUGAUAUCUGCAGCAUCAACCAAAAGGCACUGAGGAACUUUUUUCCUCCAACAAACUGAAACUUGCAUCUUAGCCCAGGAUUUCAUGUCACUUGUGUGUGCUGAUGCUGGUUCCUUCAGGGACAAGUGUCCUAGGGAACAUGUGUGAUUUAGGGGGAGAGCCCCAAGGACAGAACAGGGGGGAUUUCCAGACAUUUAGACCAAUAAGCAUCAUCCUUCUGGGUAUGUGAUGGUCGUCUAGGAAUGUGUAACACAAACUGUUGAACAGGAAAUGACAUGGACACAUAAUGGACAGCAGGCUUCUGGGUAAUGUAGGCUAGCACUCUGGCAUAGCAGGGGGAACAUGUUGGACCACAGAGAGCUCCUCACUCCACAGUGAAGAUGCUUUCUCUUCCUGUGUCACACACAGCACACACUCUGUAGAGCCGAAGUAGAGGGGAGGAUUUUUGUCUGUUUGUGCCAGCAUGCCUGUGUGAUCCUCAGACAGUCGUCUGUGCAUAUUAAGAGGAACACAUCGCCCCCAGUCACGACGCAGCGCUAGCUGUGUUCGUCAGUGUGUGAGAGAGAUGGCAGGGAAGCAGGGGGUGUUUGUUUGUGUCAGGAAUAUGAAUGUUUGUCUGCAUCAUAUGCUAAAUUAUUGUCUGUAUUGGUGUGUGUGUGUGUAUGUGUGUGUGGAGAGAGGAGCAGGGUCGGGGUGCUGACUCACUGUUCAGGUCGUGAUACAGCAAAGACUGCAGUCUUAGUCAUUAGACAGCUUUUUACUGAAAUGAAAUAGAGAGAGACCAAGAAGGGUGGUGAAACCUCUUCCAACACAGACACAAGUGCAUACACAAACACACACUUUUGUAUUUAUACUAUUACAUACAGUUGUAUUUUGUCUGUUACUUUUGAAGUUUUCUAUAACUUAGACAACUGCUAACUUCUUGUGUAUCAUUUUGUGAGUAGACAUUUUUAGCUUGGAUUGAUCAAACUCUUAAAACAUAGAUACUGAUCACUUCUUGUUGUUGUAAAUGGUGAUUCAAGGUUCCUUAUAAUUUCAACAAGUCAUUUAAUUCAGUUUAUCUCCUCUCUGCUGUUCUUGUGCACAAUAACUGUUGUGUUUCUGUCCACCAUUGUUCAGUUAUGUUGUUAUGUCAACAUUACCAGGAAUUUUAGGCGACACACUUGCCCAUGACUGCUCUUCUGAUGUGAUAAUCUGGCUGUUGAGGACUUACUGUUUGAACCUGUACAUUAUACUGCCCACACAUAGUUGAAGUUGUGUGUGUAAGGCUCAUGUUUUAAUGCAGAGAUGCUGUGAUGAUGCUGUUGCUCGUACAGUGCCCGCCAUAUGUUCUUCAGCUCAGGAAUUCUGUGUUAUAUAUGCGUAGGUUGGCAAACAAUAGUUUAUUAUGACAGCAUGUUUACAGUUUGCAACAAAAAGUGAGUGUGUGAGAGAAAUGGCAGCUAAUACUGAAAGAACAACUGAAUAUUACUGAUUGACUGAGUUGAUUGGAUUCACAGAGCCUCUGUUCAAUUCAGCUUCUUUUUUAUUUAGUUUUCAAUUCAACUGUAUAUUGAUUCGUUUGGGAAUAUUUCAGUCAAAAUACUAAUUUUGUUUCAAUAUAAAAGACAUCCACAGAGAAUUGAUGCUGUUAAUUGUACUGGGAACCUUCUGGAAGAGUGCGCUAUUACAAGUAUUUGGGUUUAUAGUCAUACUGAUACCAUGUGGAUUCACUGAUCAACAUUAACAUUGAUCACUGGCAGUGGUGUAUAAGUGUGUUUUCCUCAAAAACAUGUCGAUCAGCAUCGGUCUCCAGAAGACCAAAGAUUUUGCACAGGAUUCAAAGAAUCAAAGAUGAGAUCAAAUCCUCCCUCACCUUCGCCAUUAUAGGAGAUGUACUGUGAUAGUUCUUAAGUUAAAAGGUGUUUUUCUUUCCUGGGUCAAUAAAUUGAUCCAAAUUUGAUCACAGAGUACUCAACAUUUUUAAAGAUCAUUAAGAGAUGGACAAAAAAAAUGUGACAGAUCAUACAAAUGGAAACAAGCUUUAAAGAGUAGUAAAAUAAAUCCAUAAAAAACACGUAUGUAACAAAAGCAAGCAUCAGCAAACACUUCUUUUACACGUGAACCACACAGCACUCAUCAUCUUGGCUCACAGACACAAACCUCAGUAACAUCACCCCUGCAAAGUACAGUACACAAUGUCCUCAGAUGACCGUGCCUUUCAGUACUCACUCUCUCACUGCCAUGGCAAUGAUUUCCUUCCUGCUUUCAUUAAAUCAGAGUGGGGAGGGCAUUCAGUUGCAUUUUUUUAUUUAUCUUAUCUAUAAUCAACAGCAGAUAAAUAGCAGAAUCUGUCUGAUACAAAGCAACAGACCUGCAAGUGAACCACAUUAACCAUGGCUUGAAAAGAUGUUUUUCUCUACUUACAUUCGAGAAUGACUGGUUAAAUAGCACCAUUAAGACAGGUUGUUUACAGAUCUGUACCAACUAUUAACAACAUAUUGUUUUCUUUUUCUUUGACAACAUAUGUUACAAGGUUGUUUUAGCACGCCUUAAACAUCCUAAUCUGUAGUGAAAUCCACAAAACGCCAGCCCAGGCUGGGAGUUUACCGUCUGUCAACACAUGUGAGGCCACAGAGGUCACAGUCAGCCACUGUAAUAGAGGAUACUGUUACCUCCACCAGCAUCAGCCCACACAGCAGUCAGCACAACAGAUGGCCAGGAGGGACGAGAGGGGAAGACACACUGAAGGAGAAAGGCAGGGACAGCAUCGUCAUCUUUCCUUUGACAUUUUCCCUGUAGUGUCUCUCUGUAAAUCAGAAAAGACACGACUUUGUCAAAGUAGAAACCCUUUAGAAAUCUUAAAAGAUCAAUGAUUUGGUUUGUCUCCCAGGAGGGUUUCUACUACAAUCAAAUAUACAAGAAAAGGUUAAAAAGACGAGCUUACUCCUCCUUUUGACUCUUGUGUUUCAGAUCACUUUUGAUUUGUCACAAAACAUGUUACAUGCAAGCUUUUGAGGAGUUAAGAGAAAUACGAAAAGUUGCAAACUCAAAUGUAGUAGAGUCACUUCAUCAGUCAAGGCUUUGAAACAAGAUUAAUUGGAUUCUAUUUUUGCAAUGAGACCGUAGGUACAAGGUUUUCUCCUGCUCCUGCACAGAAAUGACAUUUAUCAUAACAUUUAUCAGUCUCAGUGUGAUUAUCACAGCUCAAAAUCAUGAUUGCCAUGUUGCCUUUGGAAACCAUUUUGAGAAAUUGGCAAAUAUAUAUAUUUUUUUACUUUUGAUUGACAUUAGUGACAAUAGCUUAUUAACAUACUCGACAAAGGUCAAAACCAGCAAACUUUGCUGGAAAAAACAUGUUCAGGGAAAUUUUAUUGAUUUUUUUUAAAUGAGCUGAAAUAGCUAAAGGGACACUCAGCUCUCCUUAUCCUUUAGUUUAGUCAGCAUUGGCAAAGCAAAAUAAGCUGAAAGAAUACAGUUUAAAAUUUUCAAACUUGAUAACGUGACAAGCAAACGUAAGGUUUUUAGUGGCUACAUAAAGCGCUGUGUUGCAUAUUCCUUAAUAAGCUUUUAAAAGACUGCUUGGUAUGCCUUUGAACCGUUGAAUUGACCAGGAAUAGAGAUAAAUUCCUCAGUUUUUCUCACCAAAUUUUAUCCAAGUCAUUUCAUAGUAUUUAAGGGGCUGUGUACACUAACCCUUUUUUUAUUAGUAAUGCCAGUCCCCACAACUUUGUUUUCGGACUGCUUCUCUUUGGCCCUUACUGUUGCUCAUGGUUGAGAAAGAUGUGCCUUGGCAUUUUCGCUUCCUUUAGUGGUUGUGACCAUUAAGCCCAUUUUAAAAUGCUCUGUAUGUGUCAUAUUUGUUUUCAUCCAUAGAAAUGAUAAGUAACCACAACUGAAAUUGAAAUUAGACCUGGAUAGUAUCUUCUCUGUAAGGACCUCCACUGUUGUUGACAAAAUUGGUCCUGGCUUGCAUUGAUUCUGAUUGGUCAGUAACCGAGAAGUGGCAUAAUGGUGGUGUCCCAAAAGCACAACAGUUUUCAGCUGAGAGAGUAGCAACUGAAAUCAGCCGAUGCUCAGGUGGGUCUGCACUAAAUCAAGAAUUAAUCUAACACCACCAUUCAGAACCUCCAACCAACAUAAUCUUACUUAUGUGGCAAUUACUUCAAUUUAAUGUAACUCUGUUAAUACUUUUUAAAAGUUCUGUUAGUACUUUCCCCUCUGUGUGAGUUCACAAACUAUUCCUUGUUUGGCUCCAUGACUUCACCUUGUCCAGUCUGUGAAAUAGAAGCAAUAUGGAGGAAAACUCAAGCACCAAACCAACUGAGCAAAUUCAGCAACUUGUACCUCAGAAAAAAUGUCAUGUGUGUUGUUUUAACACAUUUUUAGUGACAAGACUGAACACAAAGAAGUCAAAUUAAAAGAGUAUUGAAAAAAAGUUUAGUGUCACUUAAAUUGAAGUUACCGAGUAUGAAGAGUACAUGGCUCAAAAGAAAAGACAGACUAGCGUGCAGCAACAAGUGUCUCAACACAGCAGCUGUCAAUAACACACAUCUACAAGCACUACACAAUGACAAGGGUUCAUCUAUGAUCCUAUAUGCCGAUUUUUUUAUUAGAAAAAGACACUAUCCCAGCUUUGAUAGUCGAGCAGUACCAACAUUGUCGACAAACUAUGGGGGGAAAAACAAAAGAAUCAUGUACCGAUCAAAUUGAGGUAAAGCAUUCAGUUAAUGGAGAUAUUUACUGAAGGUGUUAUCACCUAGCACUACGUAGAGGGCAUUUUUGCACUGAAAAGUUGAACAUAUUAAAAUCUAGUGCCAAGACGCAUCCUAUACAUCGAUUCGAAUGUGCUGUGUCUGUGUGCCUUUCUAUGGCUUUUUAUCUCAAAAACUGUUCAUCUAUAGCUCCUGAUAUCUCCACAUCAUCUAAGAAGAGAAAUCAUAUAUCACAAUGGUCAGAAAUAGUGUCUUGUGCUGUUUUUGAAAUGUAAUGCUCUUACUUGAUGUAUCUUGGCAUGAUUUUUUGAUAGACAUCGGUCUGAAAAAUGGAGUGGCACACUCUGUCCUGUUUUCUCCGUUCUGUCAUUCCCCUCGUCUGAAUGCCUUUGGGAACAGUACCUGCCGUGCUGUAUAGGUUAGACUGCUGUGGGGUUCAUUGGGUGCAGUGCAGUGAGGCAGCCAUCUUGGCUCAGUAGGUUCAGUGAGUUCAGUGUUGCUGGAGGCUGGCUGGCUGGCUGGAUCAGGUGGCAGUGCCAGAUCUCUGAUAUCAAUCACCAGCCACCGCUGCUGCUGCUGCUGCUGCUGCUGCUGACUGUUGUGUCGCCCUUCCGCUCUUCUCUCCUCCUCCUCCUCUUCUUCCUCCUCCUCUUCAAUCCUGCCUCUGCUGUAAAAGCGUGUCAACACAACUCACCCCUUUUAUUGCACUUCACUCUCCCUUUUCCACUCCUCUGUCCAUCCAUGUAUCCUUCUAUCUCGCUGCUCUCCUCUUUUAAUCCCCACCUUUUCUCGAACUCGCAUCCAUAUACAGGACCAUAGCAGACAGGCAGACAGUGCAGGCUUUGUUAUGAAUGGCGUCCUCUUGCACAUCCGGAGGAAGUGUACGCUCCAGUGUGGCUUUACAAACUGUCUCCAUUGUCCUCAGAAUGACUCACUCUACACUGCAGAGAGUGGCAGUCAGCCAGACAGACAGAUCGACAGCAGGACACAAACAGACAGACUAGUCUGCAGAGCCCACAGACAAACAGCACAGGAAAGACAGGCAGAGAGAGAGAGAGAGAGAAAGUUUGUGACAGAGGGAGACAACUUUCCUAUAUAGAAACGACCUGCAAACAGUGGGCCUAAAUAUCAAAUGAAUGACAAGGGUGAAACAUACACACUAGCAGCAGAAUGUUUGCACCCUUUUCUUGAUGACUUUUUCUGAAGUUAUGAAUGAAGAAUGAAGUUAUUUACUGGUGAAGUGAGAUAUUAGUCCAUUUAAGCUGAAAUAGGAGCUUCAUCAGGCAAAACGGUAGAAAAAAAAAUGUUCUCUUGUCUGAUGCCAAAGAAGAAAAUCUUCUUGGACAACAAAUAUGGUCUAUUAGAAUCAAAACCUAAAAGUAAAGUGCUACACAAUAUUAAGGAGCAGUUAAUUCAGGCAGAGGGUAGACUAUGGACAGGCAUCGAAACAUAUUGUGAUGACAUGUUGCUAUGGAGAUUUGGGAAUAGAAAUUUCAUUAAGAAUAAAACACAUUUGUGUUCGUUGUUCAUGCUGUUAGUAAAGUAAUGUAUGUAGCUUUAAACUUCAGCUUUCUCUUGAAAUUCGAUUCCUAACUUGAAAUUUUAGUUAACUUGAAUAAAACAUGAUGCAUUCAUCAACCUCCUACAUCAAAAGGGUGGCUCUACUGUGCGUACUUCUUGUUUGUCAAAAGAAGAGCUCAGUGUGUUCUUGCAACCCAUUAUUCAGCUUCUUGUUAUCCAGAUCUCUUGCUGUGUAUCUGCUCCGUGUAAAAAAAAAAAAAAAGCUACACACUUUGGGCCACCAUCAUCAUCUUUACAUUGUGUUUGUUGGCUCAGAUUUCCAGCUCAGUAACUGUCUCCUUUAAACAGCCAAGUACAGAAACAUGCUAUGAAGUUUAGUCUAUGAUCUCAAUAGCUUGCAUCUGUGGACUCUGCAAAGUCAGUGAGUCAGUCAAUAAGAUCAGUGGUAAGAGGAAGCAUUCUUGUAAAGGCCAUUCAAAAAGAGAGAUGGAUUAAUGGAUGGGUGAGUGCAUGAACUAAUACAGAGUGAGGAAGGCUGGGAGAAAUGAAUAAGUGGAUCAAUGGAGUUCUGAUAGCUGCAGAGGGAAAACUUGGGGAGAGGAAGUGAAGAGGCAAUGGAGGAGAGGUUGCUAGGAUAUUGUAUGAAUCGUGGGUUUUUUGUGCGCCUCAUUUUCUCACAUUAGCUUCUUUUUCUCCUCCAUUUUAAUGAACUAUCAUGAUGUUACUCACGAGUCCAUGAUCAAAUUAGGGGGGUUUCUGCAGUGGUUAUGAAUCUGGAGUAGUUUUUUAAGUUUAUGCCUAAAUCUACACACAAAUUUACUAUUGAUUUUAACAAUUGUCAAUAAAAUAAAAUGAUUAAAAAAGGUGCUACUUUGGCCCUGCUGCUCUUCCACUUUGUACUGUUUUUACUCCCAGCUUUUACUUAUCUUACCUAGUGUUCCACCCAUUACGCUAUCUAAUGGGCUACACAUCAUACCAGUAGUGGCCAGCACUUAAGUCUGGGUGCCAUUUAAAUGCAUGAAGACAAGAGCAGCUCGGAGCAGGAAUAGACACCCUGGUUGAGUUAGCUAAGGUCUGAAGGCAAAGUAGCAGGUAUCUCUGACGAUAAAAAGAUUUACAAAGAACCACACUAUUCUUUCAAAAACAACACAACUCUGACAAGCCUGCCCAGUUUCCUAGUUACACCACAGAAGAUGCCUAAAUUAUGACAUUUGUUUAAUGUCAGUGUGUUAUGUACUGAAUAAAUGUUAGAAAACGGAGAAAGACUGAUUUAUCUGUCUGCCAAUUAAUGGCACUGUGCGACAAUAGCCAUCAUAUCAGCAUUGGCCCUCACAAGGCUGAUAUCACAAAGGUCUGUUAGAAACACUUGGCCUACAAGGACAGCAAAUCAUAUCAAAAGCAGUCACUGACCAGUGUUUUAUUAAAAUUUUGAUAUGAUGUAAAGAUGAAAUUACCAGCUAUGCUGGAAACUGACUGUGUAACCCAAGGUAGUAGACUUUUUACCAAUUCAUGAAAAAAUUAUCUUCUACCUAGCACUGGCUAAGAUAAGCAUGUACAGGGCAUUUUAAUGUGCUUGGGAUAACGGAGUUAGACAUCACUUUUUUUUAUCAACUGCAUAUUUUUUUAUUCCUUUAUUAUCGUAAGAUAGAAAUCCAAAAUUCUCUUUUGGCAACAUUUAACGGGCCAAAUAUUUUUCCCUCUUAUUUAUUUUAAUAAAAUAUUCACUGAGGCUUAGCACUUUUUUCUUAUAAAAAACAAAAUUAAAAAAAUUGUAAAAAUUAGAUAAUGUCAUUAUACAUCUUCCAUCUUGACAAUCUCCUCCCACUCUCUCAUUGGUAUGGACAUCAGACAUCGAAAAAACUUGUAAUUUGUUGAUCACUAUCACAACUAUGCUGACCAAAGCAAUUCGAGUUCAAGCAAAAAGUUAAAUCUGUGUUGAACUGUGUUAACCGGCAGAUUAGGUCAGGGGGUAGAGUGAAGUCAAACAUGUUGAGGUACUGUAUCAUGGGCAGGUUGAGUAAGGCUUUGGCCUGAUUAGAGGAGGCAGGCUAGAGUGGGGGUUGGUUUGGCUGAUUUAGGCCUACAGAUUAGUGCCUUGUGGUUAUUAGCAAGUGUAAGUGUUGGCUGCCGGGAGAAGGACCCUAGUUUGAUCGGAUAACAUCACAUAUUUCGCAAUCAGCAUAAAAUAUUGAAUUACAGGAGUUGAAAUUUUUGAAGUUGUAUAAAGCUUGUUCCAAACUGCUUUUGCUUUAGUAUUUUUCACUUUAUUGUUAUGAUAAAAUACGAAGUCAUUUGAUUUUUAAGUAAUAAAACAUUACGUUUUAUGGUAUCUUUUUAGAAAUGCAUUUCAGAAGAUGACAGGCAUCAGAUGCCAGCACAUUAACAGAAGUGAACAUUCCAGAAAUAGUUCCUGAUAAAGAUCUGAUAAAUACAGACCUUUUCUUACAAGUUCAUUGAUUUCACUGACAUUUUAGCUCGGAGUUAUGAUUGUGAUGCCGACUUUAUGGUUCUUGAUACACAGUUAAUUUAGCAUGUUGAUGCCAAAUGUGCUGGAGUGGAUGGAAAGAGUGAGCUUGGCCACAGCGUUGUGUUGAUCUUUCUGUUUUUGGUGCAGGGAGAAUAGUUUUGAACAAGAGCAAUCACACUUGCACUGAUUGAGGAUUGUGAGCAACAUGUGAUUGUCAAGGGCAACUGGACAAUCGUUGUGAAAAUGUUGCUCCGAAAGUUAAAUCUUUGAUGUGUCCUUCUCCUCACUUUGUUGCUGCACAAACCUCUGUGUUGCCUAAGUUGUAAAACAUGACUGACAUCAAUCCCAGAGAGCAUCCUCUGUAACAGAAGGUUUUGUGACGACCAUGAAGGCAGCAGCUGUGUGAGGCUGCUGCAGACUGAUAGGACAGGCUGACUAGUAUAAUGUGAGCCAAUGCCAGUAACUCUGUGCUUGCUUUUCUAAAUUGUCCAGCAAAGGUAAACAAAAAUUUAGCAAUCCAUUCACCAGUGUUAGGAAGUCUAGCUGUAUGGGGAACAAAGGCAGCUCAAGCCUCUAUUGUCCAUACACUCACUGGUCACUUUAUUAGGUACACCUGUUGACACAUAUGGCUAAUCAGCAAAUCACAUGGCAGAAACUCAAUGCAUGAAAAGUGGUCACAACAACAUGUUGAAGUUAAGAGCGAGCAUCAGGACGGGGGAAAAAGGGGAUUGAGGUGACUUUGGCAUGGUUGAGGGUGCCAGACAGACUGGUCUGAGUGUUUCAGAAACUGCUGACGUGGUGAUGCACAACCAUCUCUUGGGUUUACAGAGAACGGGCCAAAAAAAGGGAAAAUAUCCAGUGUGCAGCAGUUGUGUGGAUGUUAAUGUUAAAGGUCAGAGGAGAAUAGGCAGACUGGUUGGAGAUGAUAGAAGGGCAACAGUAAGUCAAAUGACAUGAUAGGCAGUUUUAUAUUUUUGAAACGUAAAGGAGUAAUGUAUGUUAAAAUCAGUAUAUGGCAAUGCUCUUUUUUUAUUACAUUAAGCAUCAACAUCCCCAUGUGUAUUGAGAAAACCUCUUAAUGUGUACAGAGCAGGCGUCACGUUGCUUUCACUGCUGUUUCCUGAUGUUUUCUGAAGCAGCCCCUGACGACAGUGACCCCACUUAGCGCUGUAAAGAGCAAUUAUUCUUCCUGUCUUCAAUUAUGUUGUUAAUAUCCAUCGAACACUGAAGUGUCAGUUCAGCUGUUAGCCCCCACCCCUCGUCACUCACACUCAGGGCUGAGGGGUGGGGUCAAUACAGGCAGGCAGGCAUCUGCUCAUGCUCAUACUGAUCUGAGCAAGAGCGCUGAUUUGUGCUGUCGGUUGGAUGAAAGCUGUGAAGUUAUCAUAUUUACUUACAUAUGGUGCUGGGUUAGGAUUUCACUGUGGCAAAACUUGAUGUUAAAAUGCUACAAGUAACUUCAGUAAUAAGUAAUGAGGAUUUGCAUUUUUUUUUCAAAUCAAUCUGAUACCAAUACCUGAUCCAAUACCACUGUUGAAUGAACUGUAUGACUUGCCCUGUGAGUGAAGGCAUCAGGCUUGAAAUUAGCCUUGUUAAAAAAAGGUAACAAAUUAACACAAUUUACUUAGUUAUUUAUUAAAAAAUAACAAAUUGCAAAUUAGCACACAGCGAAAAGAAGUGAGACUUCCUUGUAUUGAAAGAAAAAUUAAUAAAAAAAAAAAAAAAGGAAAAAAUAAAGAAGACGCUGGAUCAGGGUCAUUCAUUCGAUAUCCGAUCUAGUUAAUUUUCCAAUAUCGGAGCUGAUAUCCGAUCCAAAUAUCGGAUCGGUGCAUCCCUAGUUGCUACAGGUGUCACCUAGAAGUAAAAAAAAAAGGAAACACUUAAGUUUCUUUGAAUUUUUCCCAGCAACCCUCUUAAAACAUCUGGUAAUUUUGGUGACAGUGAAAAGCAAAUGUGUGCUGCUGCUGCUGCCGCCUAACGCAGGUUCUUCUUUUCUCCGUUAAUGCUUCACUGAAUAGUUGAUCUGGGUGCUGAUGUCAUGUGGCCAGGUUAAAGGGACAGCCAGUCUAUUUAUAUCCCCCCACCUGUAAUCUGUCUCUCCUCAAUAGGAUUAACCAAGCCACUAUAGCGUCAGCUUGCUGUGCUAUACAGACACACUAAAAAUAUAAGCUGUGGACAAAUAUGGGCAUUCAAAAGGUCUACAGUGUGUACAGUAGAUGUACUAGGAAAGGAAGGAUAAAUAUACAUGUGUUGAACAAACCAAAAACCGAGACACUUUGUAGAACUAUGAAUCUGUUACAAGUGAUUUGGCUUUCUUUUUUCUUUUAUGCACAUUUCAUAGAGUUUCAGUGUAAAGAUGCAGAGAGAAGAGACCAAACAGUGACAGACUUACUUCAUCCACCCUCAGCCUCCUCCAUCUCUUGUUGCCAAUCUCCAGUCAUUAAUUAGCUGUUCAUGACAAAAUUCCCCAUUCCCAAUCUGACAUGAGUGUAGAGCAGCGGACUGCAGUGGUAAUCAUGUCAGCGAAGCUUGGCUCAAUGUUCUGAGGGGGCUAAAUGUCCCCCAUAUGGUCCACUGGCUGGGGCCUGUACCUCACCAAGUUCUCAUUAAACUAGUGCUUAAUAGCAGCUAGGUAAAGAGGGAGACAUACACACAUACACACACACAUACACAGCUGCAAGAAACAAAUCAAGACAUCUGACAGGGGAUUGGGCACAAAAGGGACAGAGAAGGUGGUGUUUGUUAGUUUGUGUGCAAGUGGUGUGUAUGUGUGUGCGUGUGUUUUGAGAGUCUGAUGCUGUACAAUUGUUGACUUGCCAUCUGUCAUCAAGAAAAGACUUCUAUCUGUGCAUGUUUGUGUGUAGACAGAGGAGAGAUGAGAGGAAAAAGAAAGAAAGAAACAGUGAGUGAGGUGCAGAUGUCUUGCAGCAUAGAUGCUGGAACAUGAGGUUUAAUGGCAGACUGUUGUAUGAAAAGAGUUGGAGAGGGAGACCAGCAAAGAAAAGAGGACGUACAUCUGCCAUGUUCUGAUAUUGCUCUGGGGUUUGAGUGCUUCCGUGCAAUAUCUUGGGUUUGAAUGGACCUGGGAAACAGCCUGCUCAUUAAACAUCUUGCAGGUCAAGAUGAACAAGUUCAGACAGAAUCAAAAAUGUUCACAUAUACAGUAGAUCAGUGUAUUUUACAACUUUAUACAGAAUUUGAGAUUUAUUAUCCUUUAAAAUAGAAAUGAUAAAGCGUGAAGAAAAUAUUGAUACCUCUUUAUGUACUGAUGCAUUUCUUGCUGUAUUGCAUAUAUUCUCAAAUUCAAUUUACCAAUUUAUUACACUUGAGUUAAAAAUAUUUUUUCACUAAUCUUGCAAACUUUACAACCUCAACUCCUAAACAAUGAAAAAUGUUUUUAUGCUUUUGUGAAGCAUUUUAAAUUUGAUUAAAUUUUCAUAGAGAAACAAGUUGAUGUCUUUGCACUAUUUUCAAUUAUAUUUAGGGUUUCAAUGACUUGAAACCCUUUAAAAUCUGCUUAAAAUCUUUGAAAUGUGCCAUCUACUUCAUUCUUUGUGAAAAUACAUGUAAAUCUGUCAGCAAAGACUCUUAUAAAAAUCCUUGAAACUAGUAUUUUAUACUGAAGUGUAAGGGGCUUUGUGCUUGCUUUGUUGAAAAGCAGAACAUCACAUAGUGUUCUUCAUUCAUGCUGUGUCAACAAGCAACCAUUCUCCCUUAGCAAGUCAAGCCACAAGGUACAGUAUUGCUCUGUACUUAAGCCUGAAGUCUUGUGUAGGGGGUCGGUGAAAUUUCACCUGUUGGUUGUACAGAAAAAGUCAAAAGAAUAGUCAAGAAUAAUGAGAAAAAUUCUGCAUAACGAAUACAGCAAAAUGAAUUUUCACAAACCGUUUGACUUUCUUCUGUUUACCAUUUGUUUUGUGCUGAUUACGACAUGACAACACAUGCUGUCAUCUUUUGUUUACUUUGGUGCCUGAUGCUGGCCAGCUGAGGUGGACAUGUCAAAAACAGCCUGUAGGAAAGACUGACGCAACAACAUGACAAACACCAGCCCUGAGGAGAGGAGACAGAAGUGUUUUCCAACAUGCACUGACAUUUAGGGCUGUCUGUCAUUUCAGAGUGUGACAGACAGGCACACAGCAGUCAACUAUUGCAAUCAGGAGAUGAUUUCUUUGGUUUAAACUAUGCAGAAGUUCAUGAAGUUAAAGUGGCCUCUCUCAACCAAAAACGAUAUUGUCAACAAAAGUUCAAAAUUGCAUUGCCUGCGUUAAUAGACUAUUUGCUUGAGACACAGCGAGGUUGUAUUUGAGGUUUGUAUUGAGGUUGCAGUUGGUGUUGCUAAGGGUGGCCCAAUCACUUUUUCACACAGGGCCAUGUAGGUUUAGAUGUUUUUUCUCCCUUAAUAAUACAAACCAUCAUUUAAAAACUGCAUUUUGUGUUCACUUGUGUUGUCUUUGACUAAUAUUUAAAUUUGUUUGAUGAUCUGAAACAUUUACUGUAAGUGUGACAAACAUGCAAAAAAAAACCAAAAACAAAUCAGGAAAGGGGCAAAAAACUUUUUCACACCACUGUUUUAGGGCUGGGACGAUACACUUUUCUCCCAAUUCGAUUCUUCAAUGAUUUUUUUAGAUGCCGAUUCGAUUUGAAUGUGUUUCUACGAUAUUGUCUAUUUUCACAAUUUUUAGUCUACCAGUGAAAUAGUUGAAUGAUUAUGAUUGUUUACUGACUAUUCCAGAAACCAUAUGUCCCCAAAAUAUACACAUCAAAUGUAAGUCUGUUUUUAAGAUUCAUUUUUAAAUUUGAAAGAAAAUCAAUUUUUGGACAAAAAAUCGAUUUAGAAAUUGUAAAACAAAAAAUUGCGAUACUUGUGUGAAUAGCUUUUUUCUCCCACCCCUACACUGUAUAUACUUUCCUUUCUGUCAUAAAUGUGUUACUCAUCCAAGUACAUAUUUCAGUCACACUUCCAGCAGACCACAUGCUGACUUCAGUCCAAGAUAGACAGUGGUGUAAAUCUGCAUUUUAUUAAUUGGCCUUGCGUUCAACCUUUCUUUAAGUUUGUUUUAGUUAAGAUAGUACAAAAUAAAAAAAAUGAAUUAACUGCUCCAGGCAUGCCUUAUGUGAAUGCAGACAGACAGGCAGAUGGCCAUACACACUUACCCAGGUGGAGAGACAGGUAUAGACAUAGACACACAGGACAGGAUGGAGCAGGGAGCAGCAGUUAGUGAGGUUGAGAGCACUUACUGCUGGCCCUUCAGUGCAACACAUGAAUGAAACCUUGAGAAUGAGGCAAGGCUGGGCUGGUGUGUGUGUGUGUGUGUGUGUGUGUGUGUGUGUGUGUGUGUGUGUGUGUGUGUGUGUGUGUGUGUGUGUGUGUGUGUGUGUGUGUGUGUGUGUGUGUGUGUGUGUGUGUGUGUGUGUGUGUGUGUGUGUGAAUAUGGGGGUUCUAGGGGCAGGGGUGCACUUGACAGUAGUUGGGGUAUAGUGCUUGAUUGUUUACUCUUGCCUGCUGGGCUGGGCUAUUGUGCUUGAGAGUGUGUGCUUAUGUGUGUGUUAGUAAGAGUACUGUGAGUAAGCAUGUGCAUGUGUUUAAAUAUACAGUCAGCCAGGAGAGACAUACAGCACAAUUCUCUCGGAAAGAGGUGGGGGGUUGGUGGGAGUUUAACAAAGGAUCAGGAGGUGCGGUGGGGGUCUUAUGUCGUCCACACCCACCCUCUCACAUAUACACUCAAAGACGCGCACACAAAAACAGAUGCACACAUAACACCAGCUGCUGCCCAGAGCCACAGCCCAACAUAUCUGAAUCAAUGAUACAGAGCCAGCCACUCUGGAAUAAUAGUGACUUACACACACACAUGCAUUCACAUUCACGCACAAAGCUUUGCACCUGUUCACUACUGCUCGACCGGCUAGUUAAGGUCCCCCUCACACACACACACACACACACCACACACACACACACGCACACACGCACACAUGCACACUCUCCUUGAUGCCUGCCUGUUGUAGGAGACAGACAGCUGUGUCUGUCUACUGGCCCUUUCCUUCUAGUUCUGAUCAACAGCAAUUCUUAUUGACUGAUAGUUGACCCUUUUAGUGGAGGAAAAUCACGGUGACGUAGAAUAAAAAAAACCCAAUUUUUUUUAAUAAUAAUAAUAAUGAUAAUGAUAAUGAUAAUGAUAAUGCAUCAGAUUUUUAUAGCGCUUUUUGUCAGUGACCUCAAAGCGCUUUACAUUGGAUACAUCAUUCAUUCGCUCACACACUCACACCUUGGUGGCCCUGGGGCAGACUGACGGAAACCAGGCACUCAUGUGUUUGAAAAAAAUAAUAAUAUAAUGGCAUUGGUUGGCCUUUCUCUUGUUGCCAUGUACUAAAAGACUAAACAUUAACAGAGCUCAAAGCAACAAAAAAAAUCUAUUUCAGAACAGAGUUUUAAAAAACAACUGACUCAAUACAUGUCAUUCCAACAUAGGAAGACAGACUAAGCAUUAGAGAUGGGUGUACAAGAAAAAGGAAUAAUAAUAAUAAUAAUAAUAAUAACUACUUUAUUUAUCUGGCACUUUUCAAAACAGAGUUACAAAGUGCUUCACAGCAGAAAAACUGAGAAAUCGAGGUAGAACAUACAGCAGCAGACAUCAAUACAAUAAUGGUGUAGGUCUGUAUGUUCAAAUGUAUCCUGUGAGGAAGAGUAAUUGAGACAGGAGGAAAGAACGAGAAAGGAUGUAAGUGCAGAUGUGAUUAAUGGCUCUAUGGUGUAUCAUGUUAAUAGAAGGAGACAAUCAGAUAUGACUGAGCUGUCUGUGUUUCAUGCUCUGUCUCUGGCAUAAGCCGCCCUGAGUUUCAGCAUGCACCCUGAUAUAUAAAGCAUGAUCAAUGCCUCCACCUCCUCCCAUUAGGGUUUAUUAAUGCAGCAUGAUUAUGAGACAUAAUGUGGAUCUGUGUUAAUGUCUUUUUUCACUGUGAUCAGACUCCAGGCUGUGGUUCAGUUAUUGUAGGUCAUAGAUAAACCACAGAAUCACAACCCCAGAAAAUCAGGCUUUGGGUAAACAAACAAAAGUUUGAUUUAAGUACAUUAAUUAUCAGUCAUUGUUUUAUAAUGUCAAUGAAAGAGCAUGGGGUUCAAAGUGGGAAAGUAGAGUCUAAUCACAAGUGAUCGCUAGGGACUCUGAAGACUGUUGCAGUGGAUGAACAGCCUCUCUGAGUGUCUGUCGAUAAACUUGCACGGGCUCUUUUCGCUCUCUCCAUCUUCUCCCCUCUCUUCUCCUGGAUCAAAAACACACUUGCGUAAGUUUCCCGAGAGAGAAACAUUAGGAAAUAGGGAGAGAAGCAAAACUUUGAAGUGGAUUACAUGUAGACAGCUUAAAACUUUAUACUCAGUUCAGUUCAUCAAUAAUUGUGAUACAGAAAUUGAUCAGGAGGGGUGUGUGUGUGUAUGAUGGUUUACCAUGACUUGGACCAGUAAGAAUGCAGAUGCUUAUGUUCCGCCUGCAUAAAAAACUAAAUGCUUGAUAUUUUUUUGUCCUGGAAUUUGAUUCAAAGCAAAGAUGAUAAAGAUUAUAUGUGAAGGAUUUCAACAACCAGGUAUGAAAAGAUAUACAACAUUUGUAUAUGAAAUCUAUUAUGCAAACACAGUGACAUCCAAAGACGAAAACAGAGAAAGGCAGUAUACCAGCAACCUAAGCAUUGUUAUUUGCCUGCUGAUUGGCUGAAUAUGCCUUUUCUAAUCACAUUGAUUGCACUGCACUCUCACCAGAAGCAGCAUGGCACUCCUAAUGUUGUUGGGUUUUAGAAUGCAAAGCCUUUUUUGACCAGUUUGGCCCAGUUUGUAUUUUACUUUUUUGACAUGUUAAGUUUCCAAACUUCUCAGUUUUUGUGUUAUUUAUGCAAUGUGGUGACUGAAUUACAUGUGUUUGUGGUUGGAUGGAUUUACGUGGAUGUAGAGGAUACAAACAAUCUUUAACAUGGAGUAAACUUGCACUGCUGGUGGCUCAGUGGUGGGCUUGGUUAUUUCUCAAUGUGAAUAGUACUGGUGGCACUGGGCACUAUAGCAACCUCUGCCAUCACUAUACGUAUUCCAGUGUUUGAAUAGGUGAAUAUGAAAAUGUGUUAACGUGUUGUGUCUAUGCGCUUUGAGUCCUCUUAGGACUAGAAAAAGGGUGUAGGUGCAAUCCAUUUAGAUUAGCCAAGUCACCCCUCACUUAGUGGUUCAUUGACUCUGCCAAUUUGAGAAUAAGAAUAAGAAGAACUUAAUUUAUCCCCUGAGGGAAAUUCAAUUGUCUGUAGUCUCAUUUGUCUUGUCUUCAAAAGUCAUCUACUAUUUACAGAAGAAUAAUAGUCUGAUGGCUGGGGGUACAAAAGAUUUUCUGAAUCUUUCUGUCCUGAUAGAGAGGAGCCGUCCACCACCAUUGGCCUUUUAUUUCAUCAAGGUGUUAUGAAGUGGUUGGUCCAUGGUCUUUAGAGUAGUCUCCACCUUCUUCAGCAUAGAUCUCUCCACCACAUCCUCCACUGAGUCCAACUUGAAUCCAACCACAGAGCCAGCUUUUUUCAUCAGUUUGUUCAGACGUCUUGCAUCUUUGUGUUUGAUACUUCCUUCCCAGCAGACUGCAGCGUAGAACAGAACACUGUAGACACCACAGACUGAUAAAACAUCUGCAGCAUCUUAAUACCGAUGUUUGUUGAUUGUAGACUUCUCAGGAAAAAAAAGUCUACUUUUUUUUGUCUGCCCCUUUCUGUAGAUGAAGUCCACAUUCUUAGACCAGUCCAACUCAUUAUCUAGGUGUAAACCUAGAUAUUUAUACGAUGUCACCACUUAGAUGUCCACGCCUCAGGUGUUAAUUGGUUUGGAUCUGUGGAAGUCUAUGAUCUUUUCUUUUGUCUUUGAGGUGUUGAGGUGGAGGCAGUUUUUGUGACUCCAGUCACUGAAGGCUCUUAUCAGAUCUCUGUAUUGAAGCGUCUUGUCCAUUUCUGAUACAUGCCACGAUAGCAGUGCCAUCUGAGUAUUUCUGAAUGUGGCAGGACUCAGUGCUGUGAAGUCUUAUGUAUACAGUGUGAACAGGAAUGGCACCAGCACUGUCCCUUGUGGAGCCCCUGUACUGCUCAUUAAUGUCCCAGAAACACGGUUCCCCAGCCUGACAAACUGUGGCCUUCCUGUCAGGUAAUCUGUGAUCCAAGAAACACAGGAAGGAUCCACUCCCAUCUCUGUGAGCCUGUCUUUGAGUAUGGUAAACCCUGGGUUCCUCCAGAUGAGACAGGGUACAGUGAAGCAUGUAGAGGACAGUAUCAUCCACUUCAAUGUGUUUUUGUAUGCGAACUGCAGGGAAUUGAGUCUGUCUUUGACCUCAGGCCUCAGUAAAAUCAGCUGCUCCAGGGUUUUCAUGAUAUAUGAAGUGAGGGCCACUGAUCUGUAGUUAUUACAGACAUUUGACCUUUAAGUUGAUACAUUUACAAAAGUCAAGUUAAUUAUAUUUUUACUAGACAAAAAUAACAAUCCAAACAUGUUUUACAUACAGCCCACACAAAAAGACUAAUAGAAUGAUUACCUGAGACAGUAAGCUGGAAGCCGCUAUAGUUAAGUGACCUUCACCACCACCCACUUCAUGUAGACGUCUGUGUCUACAUAUGUAAGAAGUGUAUGUGUGUGGGGGUGGGGGAGGUGGCUGGGUAACUACAGCCUCCUGUCUGGCACAGGUGGUGUUGAGCAGUAGCUCUCUAGCUAAGAUGCUAACACUGCACUAAUCCCAGUGCGCUUUAGGAAGCAACAGACCCCGAUUCCCCCUCAGCUGUAAAUAUGAACAAACACUGAUGUGAAAACAUGCAAACACGUACACUACACGAUUUAAACAGACUGAAUGUGCCCGAAAUGCAAGGCACCAUCCAAAAGUACACACAACUCUCAACAGCUGACACAUACUGACUUGCCCCCCCUCACCCUUCCCUAUACAUACUGUAUUUAUGCACACACACACACACACACACACCAGUGCUGUGAGGGGGGAUUAGGAUGAGUGGCGUCGUGGCUGCUGUGUGUCUGACAGACAGUCACUCUCAAGCUUGGUGUCAGCAUCAUAGUCAUGCCAUCAAGCUCCAGGGAGCCACCACCAUCUACUGGACUAAAGUGGUACUGCAGGACAGGGUUGCACUUAGAGAGAGAGAGCAAUAAAAAAGAUUUCAAGAGUGUAAAGGAAGUACAGUAGGUGUGUUGCUCGGAUUGAGUCAUGCAGUUUGCUAACAGUUCUUUGGAUUUCACAGUUAAUAUGUUUGUAUGUAAGUAUGGACAGUAUGCACAUGUGCUUUUUUCUGCACCAGCUGAAACAGAGGGGCAUCUGGCAGCAUGUAUGUGUGUGUGUUUUCGUGCAUAUGUGUGUGCGUGUGUGUGUGUAAGCACACCCACUAUAGUCCACCAGGAGGCUGUGGCUGUGUGCAGCUGGCUGGAUGAAUCUCUCAGUGGCCCCAGAGGGAUGGCCAUACUCCCAUGGGUUUCCACUCAAUCUGGCUUUCUUGUGGCUACCCUGCCCUGUCCCAGCUCUCUGUUACUGUCAAGGCCAUGCUCACAUGUACACUGAGGCCUCUCACUCUCACUCCUGCUUACAGUGACAGUGCUCUUCUUCCCCUCGAAUUUCUCUACAGCAUUUUUUUUCUUGGCUGCUGCAGCCUUGAUGUAGUUUCCCUCUGCAGCCAUAGGCUUAAACAAUUACUCUAGAACAAGACCCCGGUUAUGCUCUAUCUUUAAACUGUAUUAACUCUUUAUCCUUUUUAUCCAUUUGUUCAAGUCUUCUAACGCUAUUUCUUAAGCGGCAAAAGGCUUACUAAACUUUGACCGAUAGCACAACCAGGAAGUGGGCUUUGUCGUCAGUGGUGGUAUAUUUUAAGUAGUUGUGUGCACAACACCCACACAUGUACACACACAAAGAGUAACACCAGUCCAGUCCCGAUGUGGUAAUGAGACUAAUUCAUGUAAUUGGAUUGGCUUGGGAGAGCCGGGAUUCGUCUUAAGAUGUCUGAGUAGACUGGAGUUAGAACUGCUGGGGUCGGGGUCACGCACACAACCGUAUCCUUAGAAACACACAUGCAUCACAUUAUAGAUAGCACUCCUUUGAAAAAGUACAUCUUUAUUCAUCAUCAUUCACAUUUUCUCUACACAUUGUUUGAAAUUGUAAAGAGUGACUGUAAAUGCUGCUCUGCAAACACAUCUUCUUGCCAGCCUGUGCUGCCAUGGACAGACUCUGAGACAGAUGUCUUCCUCAAGCGUCUUACCGCACCACUCCCCACUUUCUUAACCCCACUGCCCUCUCAGUCACACGCACUCACCCCCACCAUUCCUUCACUUCCUUUGAUUACUUACCUGAUGUUUAGUUAAUCCCCCUGUCCCCUCCUUCUCCUCCUCCUCCUCAACAUGCAUCACUUUUUUUUUUUUUACUCAAGUAUCAGCUGCUUAAUCUCACUCACUCAAAGCUAAGAAAAUCCUCUCCCUGACUGUUGUGUCUGGCUGUUCGCUGACCUUCGUUUAUAAGGAGAUCAGCCGAUGCAGCCAGUCGAUUAUUCCAGCUCAAACUCAUGAUUGCCUGCAUCCUGCUUUUGUUGUAAGAGUCUUUACUCAUGCUGCUGUGCAUUUAUUUAUAGUUUAACAGAUUUCUAGGGCAGAUCUGCAAAAUUUACUUUUAACUUUUACAGCUGAAAUAAUUUUGUCCACUAUGAGCUUUCAACUAUAGUUUGUUUUGUGUUGAAUAAUAUGCUAAUAAUUGUGUUCAUAAAAUUUCAGACAUGUAAAGACAGUUCUCAAAGCCAAAGGUGACAUUACCUUGCAUGUGUUUGCAGUACAAGCAGUACAUGAUUUACUUUUGGUAAAAGCAGAGAAAAGCAGCAUAUUGUUGGACAAAGAGACUGCAACCAGGUAAUGUUUGGCAUUCUUAUAUUUGAUAACUAUAAAACAAUUAAUCCAUGAUCAAAAUUUUUGCUCAUUAUUACAUAAUCAAAGCUUUUCAGUGCCAAUACAUCAUUUACUUUAGUUACAAACUCAAACAUCAACCUGCAUAAUGAGAGAGAGAAGAAGAAGCAGCUCAAGGUACAAAGUCAGUUUGCUUGUUUCUAUUUGGGUUGGGCAGCUAAUCAGCAGGGCAAGCAGUCAAACAGCUUUUAGUGUCAGUAUUAGUGAUCUAAACUCGAGGCGUGUGUGUAGAUGUUAUAUGUGUGUGUGUGUGUGUGUGUGGAGCGUGUGUGUGUGUUCUUACGUGGGCAGACGACACAUUCAUCUCCGUGCCUGUGAGCUGCUGUGUAUGUAUGUGCUGGAACGUGGCAGAUUCUCCCCACCACCCUCUUCAUUCGCUUUUUCCCCCAUACCUCUGAGCUCCCCCCCCCACCCCACCGCCCACCUCCCCUCCAGCUCCCAGAGUGCCAGUCACACAGCCCCGUCACUGCGCCAUCUGCAUAUCAGCUUCAGCCUCGGCCAAAGCAUUAAAUUAAAUCCCUGUUUGGGUUGAUUAACAAAUGGCUGGUGAGCUCACAUAGUUAUGGAGUUAUUUUUUAAAUUGUCAUUAAGGUUUUUUCCUGCGUUUCGUUCGUCUCGCUCUGUGCUGAAAUGUGGCAUCCGGCAAAGCAGAGGAGCAGAGGUGUGCUGGCAUCCUCAAGAAGCGGGGCUGAGAGAUAGGAGGAGGAGAGAGCGAGAAGUUUGUGCAAGUUUCUGUCUCGUUUCUCUUCUGAAUACUUUCAGCCUUCCUAUUCCUACAUGUUUCGAAUUUAUCCGUCCUUUAUUUCAUUCUCUCAUUUUCUCCCUUUUUUUCCCCCUCUGUCCUGAAAUGAAUGGUUAAUCAGUCUGCUAAUUGAGUGGCAGUUAGUUAGUGCGUUGUUGUAAUUGUCCAAUCAGAAAGCUUGGACCGGACACAGUCACAGCUGAUUCAUCUCUGUCUCUAACUGCAUAAUCCACAAGCUGCAACUGGAAGAUGUGCCAAUAAGAUUUAUUUCUUCUAGAAAAUCCCAAAAUAACUCUGAAAAUAACCUCUAGUUUACUUUUUAGUCUGCUGUUGGUCGCUCUCACCCAAAAAGCACAGAGUAAGGUCUGGAGGGUUAGAUGCUCCCUGCUUACAUCAGCCUCAUUCUCAAACUAAGAAAAAGUCCGGUGGGUGUUCUCAAAUUAAUUUACAGUUUUUUAAGUAAUGAAAAACGUCAAACUAGAAGAAGCACUUUACAAUAGCUGGAUUAAUCUUUGUUCUGUCAGUGUUUUGAAGAAAUUUAGCCUAGAAGUUGGUUAUCUUUUUUCCCUCUCAAAGUCCUCUUUACACUCAUCUUUCAAGUCAUCCGCAUUGUCCCAUUCUACUGAUAUCCUGUUGUUCUGAUGAGAAACAACAGACUCCUGUUGUCUUAAGCACUGUGUAAUGUAGUAUUUACUAAUUGGCCUUAAGGGAAAAGUAAAGUUGUGCAGAAAACUAAAUGAAACUGAGUGAGGAGUCCGAGAGAGAUGGUGUGGGAAGGAGACCGGCUGUUCUGUUUUCUCCAGCAGUCCAAACUAGAGACAUGUGGCUCCCCAGACAAGCUGUCCAGAGUGGGAGAGCUCGCUGGACUCAUUACAGGCAGGGCCAAGACGGGAUAGCUUGACAGAACACCAUUGGAUCAUUCGGAGGAUUGGAACAGUCCAAACUGAAUUGUGCUGGUGUGUGUGUGUGCGUGCGCGUGUGUCCGUGCCCAUGCCUGUGUUUGUUUGGAACGGCAUGUGUGGACAACUGUCCAUCUCCUCUCUCCGUCUGUGCCACCCCUGGCUGCCCCCACCCCCGCCCCCCAGUGGACGUGUAUAUACACACACACACACACACAAACACACAAACACACACACGCACACAAACGGUCAUGAACAGACACGUUCACACAUAUACACACUGUCUCGCCUGGCCAGAAGGAUUGCUUAAAUGUUUUCAGUUGUACUGGACAGCUGAGCGAUGAAGUGGCCAGUCACAGGCUUCCAUUGGUUGGACACUUCAUCUAGAAACUGACUCAGAGAAAUGACUGGACUUGGACCAGCAAUCCAGUCAUCACUGCCAGUUUAUAAUAGUUUUAUCAGUUAAACUUUCUGUUUUUACUCAUCCAAUUUGUCAGUCAAUACAUCUCCUUCUCUCAUCCACUGGGAAGGUAACUCGACGAUGAUGAUGAUCAGUUUUUUAUUGUUGUUUUGGUAUAGUUACCUACAGGUACUAAAAUUGAUUACAGUAACAGCUGCAUAGCACUUAAAAAAACAAGUUCACCAACAUCACAAACUAAAGCUUGAAAGUUUUUUAAAAAGUUGAGCCAUGAUAUUUGUAGAUCAGUAACAUCUACUCUUCAAAUCUCAACACAAAUCUACUCUCAGUUCGAAAUGAUAAAGGGAUAAAGAGACUUUACCGUCUGUCUUCAAACAUAUUUUGCUUUGCCUUUUCCUCUGUCCAUCCUCCCAUCCCUCCAAUUCAGCCCCUUUCACAGCCUCCUGUUUACGUGUAGCAAGUCUUGUGAAGAAGAUGCUUUGUUUCUGAAAGAACAGAAGAAGGGAACGGGAGCGGAGGGGAGAGUGGGCGGAUUUGUUAUAAGAGGGAAAAUAGAGACUGAUAGAGGAAAGGUGUGAUCUGGCAAUCCUUAUGACGCACCGGCACCCAACAGCUUUUUCAUAUCUGUCUAUCUGUGUCUCCCUCUGUCCCUGUGUGGUGGUUUGAAUCAGCUGCUACCGCCCCCCUCCUCCGAACCCACAACACACCAUAGACACACACACCUCCACUACCAGCACCACCCAGAGGUACCGGCAGGCCCCGCAGUCGCACGGUCCCUUCGGCGGAGCAGGUGUUUUUCUGCGACGUGUUAACGAGCACGGCCUGCUGUCAUUUCCGCUUUAGAUGGAUGUCACAAAUAGAACACACACACACAUAACACACACACUGCCUAUCCUCCUCUCCCAGCAAAUUAGCCCAAGAAAGGUGAUCAGAGCUGUUAUCGAGCUUUGUGAGUUCAUGUUGAAGUGGAUUGUGUGUGCACAUUUACAUUUUUGUUUAAUAGUCUUUACAAGGUGUGCACGUGUGUGCACGUCGAGGAGCGGCUGGUUAAUUAAAAGAGGUUGAGAUGUAGAGCACAUUUGUGCCCUUCUGGGGUUCUUGUUUCAGUCAAAUGAGAAAGUAAAAUGUUUACACACAGACUUUGGAAAGUUUCUCUCCUAAGUGCUGUGUGUCUCAGUGUUGCUUUUUGUACUCUUUGUACCCUCCAUACCAUGUGUGAGUCUGCAUGCAUGUGUCCUUUAAUCCAUCAGUGUGUCUGUGAUGUUUCCAGUAAGUGUUAUCCGCCUCUGUGGUGUGGAAAUGUUUGACACUCAUGUAAUCCUGCAGCGGGUCAUCUGAUAAAGCUGCGGUGCCACCUUAGUGCCAGUCUGUGCCAGCCAGUUGGGUAAUACUCUGCCACCAGCUGCUCAGCAGAUGUUGUUAUUUGUUGCCGUGGUGUAAGACGUGUCAUGCUCCAUGUGUAAUCUUAUCUUAUCUCGUGUCAUCUCCUCUCAUCUCAUCAUAUCUCAUCCCUUCUCUUCCUUUUUUUUCCUUGCAACCAGUGGUUUGUGUGCCUGUCUACGUGUGCUUGUGUGUGUUUGGUGGAGGGGUCAUCACCUCGACACCUGUCCAUGUAUCAGCCAGAUGAUGUUUCUGGCAGGGACAGUUUGGUUGUUGUGCUGGUAAACAUGUUUUUCUCAAUUUUUACAUGAUAAUCCGAUCUGAAUCUGGCAAAGACUGUGGGAGUCACUGAGCUGCUGGAUGUGUGUACAUGUGUGUCUGUGUAAACACUCCAUUGUGUACUACAUGUGUGUGAUACACUCUGGACAAAUGAGCAGACAGGCUCUUAUCUAUCGAGGGAAUAAAAUCUGUAUUUAAUGUCAUCAUCAUUACUGAUAAUAAUACUUUCUAUCAUCAUAAUCACAAUUACACUGAGUGCACUACCGCCCUCAGCGUCACCAUUACUGGUGUGCUGAUUAUUUUUAUUCAGUCGUAUCUCUAUCCAUUGUCUGUUUAAACAUGUUUAACUUAAUUUUGCCUCUUUGUCUUUUUGUUCACUUUUUUUUCAGGUGAAUACAUAAAGAACUGGCGACCGCGUUACUUCCUGUUGAAGACAGACGGCUCUUUCAUCGGCUACAAAGAGAAACCUCAGGACGCAGACCUGCCCUACCCCCUAAAUAACUUCUCUGUAGCAAGUAUGUUACCUACUUUACUCGUAUGCAAAUCCUAUUGCACCUGUAUCUCUUUCUUGUGCACACACAGAACAAAAUUAGUGGCAAAAAUACAUUCGACUUGUCCCAUUUAUAGCUUUUAAAUUCUUUUAGAUUCUCCAUGUUACUUGUUCAGAGAAUCAUUAUGUUUUGGAUUAACUGUUGUUGUCUAAGUCAAGGACUGUAUGGUUUAUCCUUCAUUUUGCUGUCCAUGCAGGGCUGUAAAAGUAAAUAAAUAAAUGACAAAUAACAUCUAAGAUUCAGCGUGUGACAAAAUAUCAAUACAGCGAUGUUGUCCUGGCUACAGUUUUUGUUUAACCAGCUCUAAAUAUUAAUAUGUGAAUCUGUUGAUAAUAUGGCACUUCAAACAGGCUUCCUCUCCAAUUUGACUCAUCUUGUUGUCACUUUUUCACGAGUCCUGUGGUAUAGUAGCGGCAGGAAACUGGUCUAAUGUGAUGUUGUCAUCACAGACAAUGUUUUAGGUAAAACAUCACAUCAUGUAUUUUAUUAUGAGUUCAUCCUGCAAUCUACAUCCCUGGUAAAGAUAUACAUACGGUAAAUUGAUCGGCAUUUUUUUACUGUCAAUGCAAAAGACUUUUUUUUUGUAAGGUCUUAUUAUGGUGCUUAUGUGCUGAGGUGUUUUUUACUGAUCCCACACUACCUUCCAUAUGAGAAGAGUUUGGAGUUGUCUUUUUUUCCCCCAUCUAAGAAAACAGGGCGCCGCCCUUGUGGCGAUCCGUCAGUUCCUCCCGCUCCUGUCCCCCCUGUAUGUGUUUGUCUCUUUUCUGUUUUCUUGAAAGGGUCUUUCUUGCUCUGUACUCGUGACAUGUGCGAUGACAAUAAUCAAAUCUGAGUCUGAAUCUGACCUCUGUUGAGUAAAGCAGCUGCUGAAAUGUUCAUGCAGCGUCAUCACAGGGAGCCAUAGUCGAUGUACAACAGUUUUUUUGCUUUGUGUUAUGAUGUGUCAAAGCAUCAUGUCAGUUAUCAGUCCUCACACUAGGACUCUAAUUAACCAUUUAUCAGAAUAUCAUUUGUCAGCACCUGGUUAACAAGCUCCAUAGUGUCAUUGACAAGUGUAAUUAACCAGCUAAUGAGUUAACAGGAUUAAUUUCAAUGUGCCUUGGUCUCAUUACCACCACCAUCACCUCUCAUUGUUCAUUCAUAAAUGCAGACUGGCAGCUAAACUCUACCUCUGCUUUCAAGUCGUUUAAGCUUUUAAAUCUAAAUGAUGCGCACCCUUUAACAAGUGUCACAUAACUUUUUACGUCCACACAAUCUGCUUUACAUUAAGGCUGACCAAACCUUAAGUUUUAAAGUCACAGAGUCUGUUUUUUUCCAGCUUUACACUUCAGGCAGAGUCAACACAGUACUAUUGAAUUCUCUGAUAUCUGAAGCAAUUCUUAAAGGAACAUUUAUAUGUUAAAAAGUUCAGUUCUCUCAGGGAACCUAGCCUAGCAGUCUUAGCAUGCCCCACAUUCGCAGGCAGAUUUAGUACAACCCUGUGGCCCCAUUCCUGCAUGUUACUCCCUGCUUUCUUCUCUGCUCUCUGCUCUGUCUUCUCACUUGGCCUCUGCUCACAAAGGCCAGAAAAACACCAAAAUAAAUCUUUUUAAAAGUCAUUUUUUUUCACCAGACCCCCUUGCUGUACUUAGCACACUAAUGAAGACAUAAUAAUCAGUUAUUAGAUUUAGAAAUUCAUAACUCAUAUUUUUUUUAAAUACUGGUACAUCUAAAAUGUAGUAUUGCUGUUGUCAUGCUCACUGUAGAACCUUAAGGCUUAAUUUCAAGAUCAUUUGAAUGAUAUAAUAGCAAUAAUAUUUGAAAGUGCAUUAAUGUAGAUACGUUACCAACUUCCUGAAUCCACAAAUAAGCGCCGAAAGCCAAACAAAGCUGAACUAAAGGGUAUAUACAGUAAUCAAUAACUUUAAAGUUUAACUAUUCAUAUUAUCAGUAUGAUCAGGAGGGCAAGGGUGAAAACAGUUUUCCGUACAGUAAUAAUUUUUUAGUAAAUAAAACUACAUACCUGUAUUAAUAAUGAAACUUAAUCAUAAAUGUAUUAUAUUUUAUGUAUGAUAUAAAUUAUAAAAUGCCAUAUAUGUACAACAGCAGCCUUUAUAAAUUGAGAUUCCUAUAAGUUAAAAAAAAAUCAAAAUCAGUAUCCACACAGGUGCAAGGUUAGUUGAAUAAACCAAGAGAAUAUCCAGCAUAUAUUCAGCAUAUACAGCAGUAGAGCGCUUUAAUAAACAGUUGGAUGUUGAUGAGUUGUGUAUGUGUACGCUGUUACAUGCCGAUCAGUGUCAUCUACUGAAUGUGAUCUAAUAGGUGCUAAGCUGGUGUUCAUAUCUUGGCACAAGGCCUAAUGCAGAUGGUUAAAACUGUAAUACUGUGCAUGCUCUUACAUGUGGAUGGACCAUGUAUUGUUUGUGUAAUUAACAUGUAACUAAAAGACUCAAGAGAAAUAAGAGGUAUAGGUGAGCAUACAUAGAAUCUUUUCGCAGUUUUAAAUCAAAUGGCUUUGAGUAAAAUCUGCAAAAAGAGGCUGUGAGGGUCGGUGAAGGAGGGGGUGAUAAAAAAGAAAUAAUUGUAGAAUCCAGAGAAAACAUUCAAGUAUGGGAAGGAGGAGAAAGAAAUACAGGGUUGCAGAAGGAGGACAAGAAUGGGAGGAUGAGCAAUGAGAGUCAAACAGAGGGGCAGAGGAAAAAACUAAAAAUGAAGAGAGGCGACAGAGAUGGAAGGAUGAUUACGGCAGAGAGAAACAGAUGAGAGAUGGGGAGAGGGAUUGAGAGUGAGGCUUUCAUGGAAGGGAGGGGUAGAAAUGAUGGAGGAUGAGGGAGGAGAGGAGGAUCAUCAUCAGCGAACAGAUAGGGAGGAGGAGAUGAAGACUGGAUUGGAGAAUGAGGAAAAAAGAGGGGAGAGGAAAAGAGUUUGUGAAGAGGACAAGCCAGGCCAUACAUCCGGCCCCGGCUGCUUGGCACAGCACUGGCACUGCCACAUCUGUUGCCCAAAGCUGGGAGUCCAGGUGGCGUGUGUGUCUACGUGUGUGUGUGUUUGUGUGUAUACUCCUAUGUGUGUUUGUUUAUGUGUGCGUGUGUGCGAUUGUGUCUGUGUUUAUGUGUGUGUGAACAACAAAAGUGGUCAGAUGGAACAGAGAUGGUACAGGCCUGUUCCCUGCAGAGGGACUCAUACAUACAAGCCUGUCGCUCACAAACACACACACACAGACGCACACACACUGAUGCAUGAACUCACACACACCCUCUCAAUGGCCACACAGACUUCACAAUUGCCUGCUGUGGCAAACAAGCCAAUUUGAGCUAACAUUUAAACUUCAAUAUCACUUGUGUGUGUGUGUGGAUGUGUUUGAGUGUGUCCGUGGGUGGGUGCAAGUUGGGAUUUUUUGGCAUCAACAAUAGCAUGACCUUGUGUCUGGCAGCACAGCAGGCCAUGUUCGCCAGUCAGGUAGUAACUUCCUAGUGUGUGUGUGUGUUAGAGUGUGCGUUUGAAUAUACAUUAAAAGUCUGCUGUGCGUACGACCUGAGCUGUGUUGUCAUUAACCUUCCUGUCUAUAUUUAGGCCGAGCCGUGACGUGCUGUGCUGUGCCACACUUAAAAAGAAAGCGAUUGGAAGAUGGGAUAGGCUGAGGACGACAGGAGGGAAUGGGGAGAGGAGGAGAGCAGAGGACAGGCGAGGGUGAGGAGAGAGAGGCAGAAGACAACAGGAAGAAAACAGAAGAGAGGGUGAUGUAUGUAGAACAAAGGAGAAAAAGGCGAGGUGAGGGGUCAGAAGAUGGAUCAUUAUGUUGUUGUUCAGCAGCACUUGUCCCCAAUAAGCAGAGACACUGCUGAGGGACAAUGAGGAUGCAUUCCUUCCCACAGUGAUCUUACAGCCCCAUCUGGCUAUGUGUGCGUACGUUUCUGCGUUUGUGUACUGUAUUAUGCAUUUGUGUAAUAAUGGCCUACCGCACCACCCAAUUCCACAGAAAUGUGUCUCUUCAGAUUUUCACCAGAUGCGUAUGUGUUGCAACACAUAAUUUCCUUUGGCACAGGAAAGCACCUUUUUAUUUUGAAGCACCAGUUCUUGAAGUUAUUGAUUUCACUUUAGUUUUUCUUUUUUUUUUCUGCAAAAAAUCUUUGUCAUCUGAGGAAGUUGCUAUUAUAGACACUGUUCAUUUCUGUAAAUCUCAGAGAGCUUGACAGUGAAAAACUGCAAUGAUCACUCAGUAUAUUGCCAUCUAUUACCCUCCCUGCUGUUCCACUAAUCUUUUAUCAAGGGAACCAGAGUCUUAAAUUAGAUUUCUCUUAAUUUUAGGCUUUUCUUCUUUCUUUACUCAACUUUGAUAGUGAUCUAUAGAUCUUUGGCAUGUUGAAAAAACAAGACCGUAGACUUUCUUGGGCUUUAAGAAACAUUGAGCAUGACAACAGUUGUCAUUUUCAGACCUAAAAUAAGCACAUGAAAUAUUAGGACCUUGAAGAACAAACCGUACUCCGAGUACAUUUAAGACCUUUUAGCACUCCAGAUUUAUGUUUCCUUUCUUACUUGUCGAUCUAUGUAAGAAAGCAGAAACACUGAUUCGACUUUAUUUGAAAAAGAAAAAAUGGAAUUGAUCCUUUGGCUGCAAUUUCCAGAAUGUCAGCUGAUGAAGACGGAGAGGCCGAAGCCAAACACCUUCAUCAUACGUUGCCUCCAGUGGACCACCGUCAUUGAAAGAACCUUCCAUGUGGACUCGCCUGAUGAAAGGUCAGUGCUCCAAAGACUCUAAGUAUUUCCACAGUUGACAAUGGUUAGUGAACAGUGAGGAUGUCCAGUGAAGAGUCCCUCUCUGUCUGUCUACUGUAAGGUAUAAAGGUGUAGAUAAUAAGAAGUGGAUGACUAAAAUUAAAAGGCUACUAUUGUUGCUCAACUAAAAUGGGAAAUGUUUAUAUAGUGCUUUCUCUCGACUUUUUACCACUCAAAGUACUUUCAAAGUACAUUCAUACACUGCUGGCAGAGGCUGCUAUAAAACCCAUCAGUUUUGGACUAAUUCCAUUCACACUAUACUGGGCGCAGUCAACAGGAAGUGUGGGGUCAAGUGUCUUGCCCAAGGACCAUUCAGCAUUUGUGGACAGCCCUGUAGUCAAACCCCCAAACCUUCAGAUUGGGAGGCGACUAACUUCUCAACUGAGCGAAAGCACCCCCUUGAAUAAGACUUUUAUUUUUUCUAAGAAAUAGCAUUUUUUACAAUACAAUGUUGAGCGUAAGAAGCUUUAGUUUUUUUGACCGCAGGCUGGCGGUUGGUUUUUGUGUUUGAUGUCUUGGUUUAUGGCGCAAAGAAUAAAUGGAUUGAUCUAUCCAAAUGAAUUUUUUUUUGCGAACUGAAGUUUUACUGUUUAAAUGUAGUAGAACAAGUAAAUGGACACUCAGUGGACAAACAGAAACAUCUAGCUGAGGCCACGAGUGCAUAAAAGGUGUGUCACCAACAAUCUUCUCACAAAAGUGAAAAAAAAAAACUUUUCAUGGGCAGACAGUGUCCUAGAACUUUUUACGUGUAGAAUUUCUCGAACAUCAGCAGUCGGAUCAACAUUUCACAUUCUUAAAGCCAGAAAAAGCAUAUAAAUGCUUUUUCAAUCUUGGAGGGGGCACUCUAUUGCUGAUGUUGUUAGAAUUAAUAUCUUGUAUUGUUGUGAGACAAAUACUGAAAGAUUAUGCUAAAGCGUAAAAUUUGCAAGCCUUAAAACACCCUGAAAGUAGGCUUUGAAUAUGCAGUACACAAAAAGAGAGACUAUGCAGACAUAUAUAGAAAUCAUUUAGGUGAAAGGUUUAUCAAGGGCACAUGCAUGUGUGAAGAGGUUUGUACUGUAAAUAGUCAGUGUUUUUUUUUCUUUUUUUGUGUAUGUGUGUGUGUCUGGUGUGUAUGUUUGAGGGAAAGAGAGAGGGCGAGAGAGACAGAGUGGAAAGGAGACCUUUCAAGUAGCGUUGGCAUAAAUUCUCCAGCUGCUCAGUUCCUUUCUGAGGAGCUGAGGUGUUUAUCUCCAGAAAAUGAACAGCUUUGCCCAGAAGACCACAGAUGCUUCUGUGCAUCCUUUGAGUUUGUGUUUUUAAUGUGUGUGAGUGCUGCAGCUGUCCGUCCAACUUUGUCUUUGUUAUAUAUUGCUUUAUAAUAGUUUUGCCUCCAGAUGACAAAACAUUACAGCGUUAUUAUUCGGCUAAUAACUUUUGUACGGAUUAUUUAAUGUGUUUUAUACGACAUAUAGAUCUACAGUUGGAGCUCCUUACAUUCCAGAUGUGUUAGCGCCGGCUGUGUGUGUGAAUCGCUGAAGUUUAAAUUUGCUUCAAAAGAAGUAUGUGUGGCCACAACUGGGUGUCUGUGUGUGGUUGUGUGUUACUGUAUCUGUUGUACUGUACCAGAACUGGCAAAGCUCCAGCAACCACAAUCCCAGCCGUGAGCUGGGAGGGUGGCACGUGUUGGCAAGGCGCCCGACUGUAGGCAGGCCCAUUAUCUCUCAUUAGCAAAAAAAAAAAAAAAAAAAAAAAACUCAUUAUACAAAAACACUCAAACCAGGAGAGAGAGCAUUUAUCUGCUGCCUGACCUUGAGAGAGUUCCCAUAGCUUUUCAUGUAGCUACACGCACACACACGCAUCAUGGGUGCCACAAAUUGAGUGCUCCAUUGUUGUGUGAGGAGUGUAACUUGAGUUUGCCCUUGUUUUGCAGUGUGUAGGGUACACUCAGAAGUCUUUGCAGUAGAAAGGGAUUCAGAUCUUAAAAACACAAACACACACUGCUCUGUUUAAGUUCAGAUGGAUGUUCUCCCAGAUCCCUCAAGGAAACAUAUGGGCAUCUAACUCAAAACAAAACAAAAGACACAAGGGUGAUCGUUUGGGAGUCAAACAGGUUUCAUUAUUAUGAUCUCCUCACAGCUUACACUGGGUAAGUGUAUUUGAAAGAGAGCACCCCUAAAUCCCAACUCGCUUCUCCAGAGUCUCGGGGAUUUCUGAUUAUUUGAAUAUCAUCUUCGGUUCACCUCAGUUCAAGCACUGCAGUCCUAUGCUAACAUGUAACCCUUGCAUGUAGCACAGGAUAAACACUGUUUGAGGGAAGAUCAGUGGGAAACAAAAUCAAAAGAGAACUCCUCCUGAGCCCAGUUCAGACUUCAGGAAACAAGAUUUUCAUUUUGUGUUAAAAAUCUGAACUUUUUAGAAAAACACAGUUAAAGAUGUCUUUAUGCAGGCUUCAGAAGAUCUGCAAUUUCAGGACUGAUUGACUUUUAGAUACAUCUAAAACUUCUGUUUUGGCCUCACUUACUCUGAGUCUUUUUUGCAGGAGGAUGUUUGGUCCUGUGUUUAAACUAUUAUAUUCAUCAUCAUUAAGUGCAGUUAACAUGUCUACACAUCCUGAUGUAAAGAUGGCGUUCUGCUACACAUGAUGACCACACACACACACACACACACACACACACACACACACACACACUUUCACACAGAUUUCUCUCAACAGAUGUUGAACAACACCGCUAAUGGAGAGUCAAUGGAGAGGAACAAUGUUAGCAAACAACAAUGCAUUGUUCCCUCUAAUACAUGUGUGUGUGUGUGUGUGUGUGUGUGUGUGUGUGUGUGUGUGUGUGUGUGUGUGUGUGUGUGUUUAUGCACACACUUACUCAUCCUCUCACACAUACACACAGACACUUCACACACUCUCCCUGUAACACAAGCACAGACUGGUAGGCAUUAGUUCUGCCCCAUGAUCAUUGCUCAUUUGCUUGAUUCUCUAGUUGACCAUGUUUCCUCUCUGUUAAGCAAAAAGGUGUUUAUGUUAAUUGAAAACAUUUUAGCACCUUUAAAAACCUAGAAUAAGUGAACCGGCCAUCCUAUGGGGCAAUCUACAAUAAAAUCUGAUAAUUGUACAAAGAGUUUCUAUUUGGGCUGGUUCAAAAUAUGAACUGUAUGAUUGGGGAAGCAUUUUGGUCAGACCAGAACUAGAAAGAACAGAGGCCAUGACAAAAUCCACAGUACCAGGAGCAGCUGCACAUUUUUUAAAUUUCCUUUUAGUAAUGAUCAAUUUCUGUUUUCCACUGUACCAUGAUGGUGUUGAUUCAUGUGGUUAAAAGCAGACAUUACAUUUAAUUUCUUUUGUCUUAGUAAAUUAAAAGCAAACAUUAGCUAAUGGUUAGUGUUCUUGCCUGAAAAGAAACUGAAAUGAUCGAUCAGCUGUUCAAAUGGAUGCGCAUUGAUUUUCAGUCAAAAGACUGUGUUACAUGAUGUAAAUGUUUCUUUAUUAGAAGUGGGGUCUUUUUUUUUGCUUAGUUUUUCCCUGUUGUGUGUUGUCAACUCAGAGAUGAGUGGACAGAGGCCAUACAGAUGGUGGCUGACAAGCUGCAGAGACAAGAGGAGGAAAGGAUUCAGUGCAGCCCCACCUCCAACAUCGAUAACAUGGUUGAAGAGGAAAUGGACAUCUCCACCACCCACCACAAACGCAAGGUAGUACACAGCAACAUACACUCGCAUGAUCAUUUCACAGGUACUCUUAACACACUGAAAGCUCACAACAUGACACUUUGCAGCUGUUGGUUUUCAUGUAAAGAGUGAUGAUUACCUUUUGGCUGCUUGACUUUAAAAGAGUCUUCAGUCAGUGUGGAACUACAGGGGUAAAAAAGCUCUGAUAUGAAAAGUAUUGUGGAAACAUAACAUUGGUCACACCAAGUUCAGUGUAAACUACAUCUUAAAUAAACAACCCAAAGGACACCACAAAGGACACCGCAGGCUCCCACAGUUCAUGAGGGAGAUGAGGUUCUAAACCAAAAGCUGAUAUGGGCAGUCAUAAAAGCCGGUAUAGCUGUCUAAUGCUGCAUUCGAGUUACCUCGGAAGUCAGGGUUCAGAGCUGGGCAUGACAUCACACCCAAGUUACCAGCGUAAGUCAGAAGAAAGCAAAAUCGGAGGCAGAAACAAGAUGGCUACAUCUACAAAAGUUAUUUUAGCGCUUGCCCUGUCGGAAUAUAAGCAAGGACAAGGCAAGCGCUGAAAUAAAUUUCUUAGAUGUAGCCAUCUUGUUUUCGCUUCCAAUUUAGCUUUUUUCCGACUUGGUUACUGAAAUGCUGGUGACUCAGGUGUGACGUCAUUCCCAGCUUGGACAUCUGACUUCUGAGGUAACUUGAACGCAGCAAUACAUCAUUCACUCAAUAAGGUACUUAUUUCAAUGGGACUGUUGCAUGUUUUUAACUGUUUUAUAUUGAGAUACUUAUGUGGCUGUUCAAAAUGUAAGACACUGCAUAUGUCAAAUACAAAACAGAAAAUAAAAAUGUCCUUAAUCUGAGGUUUUAUAUCAGCAAUAGUAUUGAAACAUUUCAAUGAACACAGAGCUCUACAGAAGUGGUACAAGGCUCUAGCAUAGCAUCUAUUUAUAUGGGAGCAUGGAUGAAUCUUUAGCAUUAAUCCCCUCUGUCUCUUUAAAGACAAUGAGUGACUUCGAUUACCUGAAACUGCUUGGAAAGGGGACUUUUGGAAAAGUGAUCCUUGUCCGAGAAAAGGCAAGUGGGAAGUACUACGCUAUGAAAAUCCUCAAAAAAGAAGUUAUAAUCGCCAAGGUGAGUAAAUGACUGUUCUUUGUUUCGUCAACCUUGAUAUCAAUGUUUUUGAUUUUCUUGAAUACUUUGAUUUUUAAGUAUGUGUCCUUAGAUAUAAAAUGAUCAAAUGCAUGUCAUGAAGUGUUCUUCAGCAGCCGUCUCAGGUAGGUGUUUAAAUAAAAAUGUUUUUAUUCCCUGUAUGCAGGAUGAAGUGGCUCACACACUCACAGAGAGCAGAGUACUUAAAAACACCAGACACCCCUUUCUUACUGUAAGUACCUCAUGUGCACAGAACACAUACAGGUUUAAAUUUAGACGUGUGUGUGUGCAAAUGGACGGACAUCUGCAGAAGUGUCACAAACAUACACACAUACACACCGGCACACAACAUAUUGAUCCUUUACAUAUCUGAGUCUCUGGAGGCUAAUUAUGAGUGAGGAACCAUAUUGUUGUACAUUAACGGCUGCAUCUGUUUGCCAUACAUUCAGCCUUUGAUGUAAACAUCUACACCUUAGCAGCUACUCAUAUUUACCACAUACUGUUCACACACACACACACUCACACACUGUUUUGAGAGCAAUUCCAUCUCACAUUUGAGUUUACCCCUGCCGCACCUGCAGCCACAAAGAGAUACGAGCAACUGUUCUUUUGUUCGGCAGCUCUCUCCCCCCAAAGAAAACACACACAAACCUACUUGCUUUGAAUGAGAAAAUAGAGACAUAAACUGUUUAAAGCUAUUAUUAAUCGCCAAAUAUUGGUCCCACCGUUAAAGCUAAAUUCAGACCAGACCUCCGGUUACAUGCAAAAUGGUUCACUCAUUGUCUUCUCUGUCUUUGUGCGGUAAGUGCAUGUUGGAGACAGGUGCUGUAUCACUUAUUUGCGUGAGAAACACUUUAAAUGCAAGUUAUUACUGUGUGCAACUCUGUAUGUCUCUACUGUUCCCAAAAUAACACAGUAAACUAUUGUGAGAGUAAAUAUGCCCAGGUAGUUAGCAUUGUCUGGUAUCAAUCACGUUGCACUCUGGGAUAAAUCUAGAUCACACUGUACUCGAAGAUGAAAUAUAUGUGACUAUAUGACAAUGGCAAGUUAACCCUCCAACAGAAUGACACAAAAGAAAAACACUAGACUGUAAAGUGGAUGAAACUGGCAAGACACACAAAUAAACUGUGUCUUUGUGUGUGUGUGUGUGUGUGUGUGUGUGUGUGUGUGUGUGUGUGUGUGUGUGUGUGGUUUUUGUUACAGUCACUGAAGUAUUCAUUCCAAACUAAAGACCGCCUGUGUUUUGUCAUGGAGUAUGUGAAUGGAGGAGAGGUAAGGUACACACACACACACACACACAUAUACAUAGCACACAUAUACAUAAAUACGUCUUUGUUGCACUGCUUUAGACCUCUCUAUCUGAUCGGCCCUCUAUUUUCGAUGCUCAGUCAUUGGAUUGAAUUGGUACAGAUCUUGGUUUCGACACACACCUACAAGAUAUUGGCCAAGCUUGUUUUUUAUCAUCUCAAAUAAAUUUCCAAAAUAAGAUAACUCCUGUCUCCCACUGAUUUGCACAAAAAUAUCUUUUCUAUUUCUCUCGUUUAUAUUAUUGUGAUGCACUUUAUAUCAGACAGCAUCACUCAGAGGUCCGUCCAAAGACUACAGCUAUAGUUCAUUCUCCGGCUGGAACUUUAACACGCAGACACCCUCAAAAUCACUAAUUCACUCCUGUCCUUACCACCUUUUGUUUGUUAUACGGUUUUUAUUGAUUACUUUAAAAGCUUUAAAUGAACUUGCCCAGGAAAACAUUAGAGAAGUCUUGAUCCCCCAUGUGCCAAAGCGUCUCCUCAAAGCCAAAGAAGGCAGUCAAGGCCUUCAGACUGCAAAUCACAAUAAGUCUGUUUUAGAACAGCUUCAAUUAAUUCUUGAAUUCAAAGCUGUUUUUAUUUGACCCCUUUAUUAUGACAUCUUUCAUAACUGAGCUUUUUCUGCUUUUCCUGUAUUAUUUGUGAAGCACUUUGUGAAUUCAUAUAGAAAAGUGCUUUGCAAAGAAAGUUUAAUUUUUUUCAAGGCUAUCCCAAGCUUUGAAAAUACAUCCAGUACAGAAAGAUGCCAGAAUAAAACAAAGCUUAAUCUGGUUCUGGCCACCUGAAAAAUCUGCUUGGUUUGUAAAUGUAUCAUGCACAGUUUUUGUAUGGAUCAGUUACAUUUAAUCCCAGGUGUUUGAGUUUUCAACAUCAACUAAGCAAAGGAAUUUUGAGACAUGUAAACACUUUAAGAGCCGCUAAAGUUUGACUGUUUGAUCGCUGUCUAACACAGUUAAUUUGCCAACCAACUGGCCUCUGGCUCGCCUUCUUGUUCUCCUUUUUCGCUCCAUCCGUCUCCUGCUUGUGUCUAUUUAUGAACACACCUAAGGGACAGAUAUAGCCAGAAUGACAGUCGGAGAUGAAAUGAGUUUGGAUUCCACCACUUCUCCACUUCUCAGAUUUUUAAUCGGGCCGUUUUUUGCAAUCUUGGUUCAUUCCCUCAGUGUAACUGUCACCUGCUCCCCUCCCAGUCAGUUAGGAAGUUCAGCCAGCGCCAGGCCUGAGCGCACACUAAUACACACACACACACAUAGAGAAAACACCAGCAAACACACACGUACUUAGACUAAUACACACAGCAAAAUUUUACCUCAACGGACAAAAUGUGACCAAAGAUGCCUCACAAACACACACACAUAUGUAUGUACACACAUACACAACCCAUUACAAACCUGCCACAGUCACAGCUGCCAGUACACUGAUGAAGGCCCACCUGUCGUGUUACCCCAUCUCACCGCAACCCCCGCCACACACACACACACACACUUUACACACAGACACCAUUUGAGCAAGGUGGUCUGUGAGCAUCACUCCAGCGGCCAUAUGCAAACCUCCCUGAACAAUUAAUGGAGGGAUGUGUGCCCCUUGGUCUCAUGGGUAAUUUGUAUGACUUGACUGGUGCACCACAGCAGGCUGGUGUCAUUUUGGUGCCACAUGUGUAGCUGUAUGACAAGUUGACAACUGAGAGCCAGGGAAAGAAAGAGCAAGAAAGAGAAAGCGAUAGAGAGACGAAGAAAGAAGUGUGAGGUGAGAGAUGGAAAAGCAAGAUGGAGGAGGAAGAGAGGGUCAAGCCACCCAAAAAACUGAGUUUUGUACUUUUUUGAGAGUUAGAGGAAGCUUCUUGCCAAAAACAGAUAUGAGAAUGGAGUAAAUGAAGAUGGAGCCUCAAGGGGGAAGGCCAGCGAGGCUGCAGAGGGGGUUGUUGGGAUAGGCAGGGAGGAGAAAUGCUGGUGGUGGUGGUGGCAGUAGUUGGCCUGUCUUUAACUAGACUAGUGUAUUGAUUAAACCCUUGAUUUGGCCCCAAUUGCCGAACUCCACGCCAGCAGCGUGCCAACUGAGCCCAGAGGGUAGCGUGGAAGAGGUAUGACAGUGUGUGUUUGCGUGUGUGUGUGUGUGUGUGUGUGGUGAGGGAGGCUGCUAGAUGAGGCGCCAGCUGCCGAGUGCCUCCACCCGCCCUCCGCCGAGGCAGCCCACCCCCCCUACCCCCACCCAACCCCAUCUCCACAUACACCCCUCUGCUCACCCUCCCCUCCGCUAUCUAUCAUCUCAAUAUGGUGCGGGCAGCCAGUUUGUGUUGUGCUAAUUUCCUCCAAUAAAUCAGUAAUUAUUGCUGUGCCGUCCCUGCUGUCUCUCCCCUCUCUUUCUCUCUCUCUCUCUCUCCCCCGCCCUCUCUCCCUCACCCUCUUUUUGCCUCCCCUCUUCUCCCGCAGCUGUUUUUCCAUUUGUCCAGAGAGCGGGUGUUCUCAGAGGAGCGCACGCGCUUCUACGGCGCAGAGAUCGUCUCGGCCCUCGACUACCUGCACUCAGCCAAGAUUGUGUACCGGGACCUCAAGGUAAACAGAAACAGAGAAAGGAGGUGGUUGGGGGGCAUGGAUCAGAGUGAUGAGAUGUUUGAGGGAAAACUUUUUUUUUUUUCCUGUUCCCUUCAUGCAGGAGGAGAGAUGUAGCUCAGGAUGUGCUGUAAUUAAAGUGAGGGACAGGGGCGAGCGCACAUAGACAUAAGCAGUAAAAAAGUGAGAGAGAUGGAGGGAGGGGGGAGGGAGAGGGUGCGAGUGCCACAGAGGUAGAGAGGUAGAUGGCUCUGUCUGAGCGUCUGCCUGGCAGCCUUGGCCCUGGCCCCGCUCACAGCAGCCAAGAAACAGAAAGGAGGAAAACGCAGACUGAGAGCGAGAAAAACACUUCAGCCAUUAAAAUUAAAAGGUUGAGUGGCUUCACUAUAUGCCUGAAGUUUAUUUCCCUCCUCUGCUCAGAGUUUGUGUGUCUGAGUGUGUGCACCGCAACUACGUCGGGUGAUACACUUUGUUAUUUUCUCACCUUGUUUGCCCCUCGCUGUUUUCUUCCAGGCUCUUACCUACUGCCAUGUCAAGGUGGGGUACUUACACCUUAGAUACAUCUUGUCUGAAAGCAAAUCACACAGAGGCGGGGCAAAGUCAUUCCAACUCUGAUCCUCUCUCAGGGGUAGUAACAGAGCUGUAAUAGGGAGGUAUAAGGACGUGUGUGUGUGUGUGUCUGUGUUUGUGUUUGUGGUGCUCCUGCAGUGUAGCCAUGCCUCUUGUGCCGCUGCGAUGCCAUAAUGCAAUGUGUAAUCACACACUAGAACAGCAAUAUCAAGCCAUUGUUGGGUAAAAAGUCAAAAGAAGCAGCGAUGGGGAUUCUGUGUUAGAGGCUUUUGACUUGACCGACAAAAUAAAGCAUCUUAUCAGUCAAUAAAGCAACAAUGUCAUUUCUGACUCCUAUGAAUUAUGAAAAUGAAUUAUUAUACAAAACUCUUGUCCAAAGUUUCAUGAAUUCCAGCCAGUUUCAUACUUAAUUUAACAUGAUACAAGUUAUCGACAAGAUUACAGGUUUGUCUUUCACUGAUUUCUUUUUUUUCUGAGAUUUUAAGAUUGUUUGUGUUUCUGUCAUUGUUUGUUUCCCUCUUAGUUGGAAAACCUGAUGCUGGAUAAAGACGGCCAUAUCAAGAUCACUGACUUUGGCCUGUGCAAAGAGGGCAUCACAGACGCUGCUACCAUGAAGACCUUCUGUGGCACGCCAGAGUACCUGGCACCCGAAGUAAGUUUUGUGUUUUCUUCUAAUCUGUUUUCUGUAUCCUCAGAUUGUCUUUUGAUUUCAUUGUUGGCUUUUUCUCUUUUGCUUGCACACCUUGAACCUCUGCACCCUCUUUUUUCCUGUUCUCCUUCAGUAUUUCUUUGACAAACUAAAACGAACUCUCCUUAAGUGUAUUUCACUCUUUCCUCAGCACAUCUCUCUCCCUUCAUGCUUUAAUCCCCAACACUAUUUACUUAUUUUUAAUAAUGCACCUUGAUUGAGCAGUAUACUCAUGCUGUAUCUUGCAACUUCCCAGGCCAUGUUCAUUGUACUUCAUAUUUUCAAUGUUUUGGAAAACUUAAGUCUGAUGUCAUACCCAAUAGUUCUUCUGUUUCGUCUGAUACAACUCAACAACUUUGAUUUUUCUUGAAAAUCCUAGAAAAAGUAAUGAGAUCUUAGUGGAAAACACUUUUAGAAAAAACUCAGGGAAGUUAAAUACUGUUUUUUUUUAUUAUUUAGGAUCUAAUAUGAGCAUAAAAUCACAUUACUGCCAUGUGUCAUGUGCAGGUAUGAUUCAACGAAAACACAAUGACAUCCUACUCUUUGUACAGAGAAAAUGAUAUGAUUUUGACUUCACUGUUUUUGAAACACAUAUAGGACUAAGAAUGUAUAAACUCAAGAAGUUUGCAUUUAUUCUUACAUCUACAUCCUUUGAGAAAUGACAGAAAUUGAAGGACAGUGUGUGGGACUUGUAAAUAAACUGGGGCUUAAAAGUCCAUAAAAGCAUUCGAGGCAUCCAUACACAUAUCCACUCUGCAACCUCAAGACAUGAUGUGAACCCCUUACCCACAAUGCCUUGCUUUAUGUAAGGGUGUUCAAAACCUUCUUAUUAUGUAUUUUAUGUAUGUACAUUUUAAUUUGCAGAUUUCACAGGCGAACAAUUACCAUAAAAUCACAAUAAACUGUAAAUAUGCAGCUCAUGCGUGUGAAUGAGGGUGUUUGUUGAAUUAAAGAAGGUCACAGCACGACGCUAGCGCACGCAGCAACACAGCUACAUUCUUUUGAGGAUUUUUUUUGCAGUCAUCCGCUGUCCAGCCAUCAGCGCUGCUUCACUGGAAGGCCAGCAGAUCAACUGGCGAGAGCUUUGCAGCUCUGUGGGUGGUGGAGACAGCAAUGGAGAUGUGGAGAUGAAGGCACGAGAGGAGAAGCAUAGUGUAUAUCCCACUUGAAAAAGUAUGGAGGACAAUUUGGCGCAGCAUUUUGUGCUUUUUUUUAGAGUCCCUUCCUUUGCGUGCCAAAAGCUGAUUGGAGGCUGUUGGUUAUUUUUCACAGGAUGUGCGUCUGUGUGCAUUUAUGUGUGUGUGUGCGCGUGUGUACGCCGUGUGUGUGAUUGCAGUAGAAAGUGCGGGCUAAAGCGAGGCAGAUGGCGGCAGAUGGGCGAGGUUGGAGGAAGGUGCUCGGAAAAAACCUGGAAAUCUACACCACCGCCGCCGCCACUCACCCGCCUGCACGCUCUGCUCGCCCGCCCGCGUGUAAAAAUAACACAGUUUGCUUGGAGCCAAGUUACAGAGAUGCAAAGUAGCCGGGAUUAAAAAGAGAAAGGGGGAGGUGGGGGUGAAGACAGAGGGAGAUGAGAAGGAAGAGAAAAUAUUUCAGGGUUACGGGAGUGAAAUUCAGACAGUUCCCGUGUUUGCUGUUAGUGAAAAGGGCAGAUGAGAAGUGAAUAAAAAGGUUUGUCUGCCGCGUGCCUGAAGGAACUCACGAAUAGAUACUCCAGCGACACUAAGCUUUAAAGUAAAUAAUUCUUUGGCUGAUUUUUUUUUUUUAAGGCAUUAUAUUGAAGUACGAUUGUCAGUUUGAAGGAUGGUCAAAAAUAAAAAAAAGAAAAGAUUAGUGUGAGAUUAAUGAACAAUAAGCAGUUUAAGGUCCUUGUAAAGAGAUGGAACAGGAUCAGAGAAAACACAUGGAGAGUGUUUUUCUCUGUUUUCUCAUAUUUUUUGUGUUUGACACAUUUCCUUGUGGCUAUUUUCUUAAGUGUUAAAGGGGAUGGAUUUGGGAUUUUUCCAUCUAUUUGUCUGUUUGUUUUCAUUUUGUUUGUUGUGCAUAUUUGGCAUUGUGUUUUCUUUUUACUGUAACUGUAAAUGUUUCAUAAACAUAGCAGCACAGUCAGCCAUUAGUUAAACAUUGAAAAACUGUCAAAACAGUGUCAACAUAAAUCGAGUUCCACAUGAUGACACUCGUGAGAUAGAAGGUCUCUGUGCGACACCGACAAUAUGUGAGUGUGUGUUCGCUGUGCCGAGUAUAUGAGGUCUCUCUGUGUGUGUUUGUGUUCCCUGUAGCCUGCUGGGAAUCUGGGCUGGUACAGCCACAGGCUGUGUGUGCCCAUCCCAUCCCAUCUAGUCCUGUCCAGGCUGCCAAAGCCCCCGUCCCGCGAGCUGCAUCUAUCUGCCACAUGGCUGCCCCAGCAGGGACCAGGACAGGACAAGACCUUCUCCCUCACGGCUGCUUUUAAUCAGAGCUCCUCUCCUCUCCUCUCUCCUCGUCACAUUUCUCUCAUUCAUAAGUUCUUCAGCUUCAUCCCAUUUACUUCUUCUGUCUUUUUGUAGCAUUUUCACACUUAACCACACAUACUGUAUUGUACACAAAUAUACACAAACCCACACACUCCCAUGCCUCCAUGCCUAGGGCUGUGGGGCAGCAUUCUGGCUCUAUGUGGAUUAAUCUGCUCCCUGCCUGCAACCGAGCUGCCACCACUUUCUUUGGUCCCAGGAUACACACACACACAAACACACACACUUGCACUUACAUGAGCAUACAUAUACAUGCCCAACUGGAAGGUUUUAGUUUGUGUACAUUUCUGUACCUUUUAUACAAAGACUCGACACUCAGCCCUGUAGAUCAGCACAGAACGCCAGCUUCCUUGAAUUUCAAAACUGCUGUGUGUGUGUAUGUGUGUGUGUACAUGUGUGUGUCCCUCCUCAAGGUGCAGGGACUGAAACAACACAAAACAUCUCCUAGUUUGCAUCCCUCUCAAAAACUUUAUGAAUUUGAUGAGGACGGAUAAAUAUUCCAUCUGCUGUGCGUGUGUGUGCCUGACAGUCUCCCAGCAGUCUAAGCCAGUGUUAUCCCUCCAGCCGUACCAAUCAAUAGUAUAUCUGGAGCUGGCGGCGCGCUGCGUUCCCCCAGCUCCUCUCUGCAUCUGCCAACGGGGGUGACCGGCUUAAUGCUCAAACUCACACAUACAUACACACAGAUUCACACAUAAAAUAGCACUCAUAACUCUCUUAUUCACUUCCACGCACAUGUUGACUUGCACACUCUGAAGCAGCCGCCUGCAUCAUUAGCAGUUUAGUGCCGAGUGUGUGAGCUCAGUCAGUUAAUGACCAGCUUUGUGUGGUUAUUUGGCUGCUGUGGAAACUAACAGGCAGCUGUUUGUUGUUCUCUCUCUCACCUGGUUCCAAUGCAAAAAAAGCACACCAAACAUCAUUUACAGACAGAGAUGUGGAGAAAUCCUUAUCACAACCUUCACGUGACGGAAAAAAUAUCGUCCCAAAUUUGGAGCCUUUAGUUAUGACUCUUGAGUCUUUUUUUUAAAUUAUUAUUUAUUAAGAGUUUUGAAAAGCAGGAUUCUUGAUCUUUAGUGCUGAUGAUAUAAUUUGAAAUAGUUAAAAGUUCUGUACAUGCAUGUGCAUUUAGAUAUAAGAUCCUGAAUUCACCUCUGUUAAAUCAGCACUUAGUCCUUUUUUAUGCGUCUAUGAUAACUGUAAUUCUGUUAAAAUCAUAAAGGUACUACAGUCUGAGGUAAAAUUUCAGUAUGCGCCACAUUCUCAGUAGUUAUUUUAAGAGUUUGUGAGUCUGCAGUUUGGAUUAUUAAGCCUCUAUUCUGAUCAAUAAAAGCUGUUUAUGCUUCUAAGCCACUCAGUCUGUCUGCAUCUGCCAACAUCUCACUGCUGCCAGUAGCUCAUCGAAGCUCUCGUAUAGUGUUGUUUUUGAUCUUUUAGUAUAAAACUGUUUGCUGUAAAGUUUAAUCGUAUCAUCUGUUUUUGUAUGAUUUACAAUAAUAAUGUGGAAAAAAACACGCUUUUGUGCGAACGUGUUUGCGUUUAUUUAUUCGUGUGUGUGUGCUCACGUCCACUCUACCUGCUCCGUUAUUAACCGUGAGUGAGAUGUUAUUAUUAUGGGCGAGGUGUACAACAUAUGCUGUUCUGGCUGUUUUCCAGCUCUGCCUGUCUGUCUGUCUGUCAGUCAGUCGCACGCAAACACAUGAGCAACUACAUACACACAUGAACACACAUCAUGUUAAUAAGACUAUUAUGGUAAUGAGCACCGCAAAAACCCUAAAAAUACCUCUGUUCCUAAAUCAGCCUCUCUUUUUCCUCUCCCUCUUUCUUCCAGAGGUGAGCGAACGGGCGCAGGAGGAGAUUAAAGCGAAGGAACAAGUGAGGGAAGAAGUGAUUAGAGGACAUAGAAGGCAGGAUAAGACAGGAUAGAGAGAGGAGACAUAAGGAGAGCAGGCAGGAAAUACAGGCAGGAAGGCAGCCCAGACACAAGACUUUGAUUUGCGAGCGACUCCUUUCACAGAACCUCUUUCCCCUUCACACAAACAGACACACACUCACUCACACACACAGCAGCUCAGAGCACUGCACCUGUGCUAGCCAACUUAGAGGUUGGACCGGCCCUGACCCGUGUUGCGGGCUGUUCCUGCCUUUUCCAUCCAGGGACGGUCCUCUCUGUUUCUGCCAGGAGAGGAUCAGUGUGCCACAGAGAGCUGGCAAGGACCAGAGGGGGCAUCUGGUGGGCCACGCCAGCUCGCUGACUCUCUUACUGUAACAGAGGCCUCUGAAGACCUGCCAUCCCAGGAUGUUUGCCUCUGUAUGUGUGUGUUUGUGUGUAGAGAGAGAAAAGGGGGGCUACUGUCUGCUCCUCAGCCCUUGUUGUCUGUGCAGACACUUCUGCUCAUCUCAAAAAACUUGUUUGUUUGUUUUUUUCAUUUUUCCUGGAGCAAAACCACAUAUUUAUUCUCUUUUUGUUGUUUUAUCUCACUCAUCUGUCCCGCUGUUGAAUACCGAGGACUUUGUCCAAUGAAAUAAACGAGAAUUAAAGCAGAUGUCCUAUUAAAUAAAUGGCCCUUGUUAAAAGAAAUACUAAAGUUGUGUGUCUCUCUGCAGGUCCUGGAGGACAAUGACUACGGCCGGGCGGUAGACUGGUGGGGUUUGGGUGUGGUGACGUAUGAGAUGAUGUGUGGCCGUCUACCGUUCUACAAUCAGGACCACGAGAAGCUCUUUGAACUCAUCCUCAUGGAGGACAUCAAGUUCCCACGCACUCUGUCGGCAGAUGCCAAGUCCCUGCUGUCCGGCCUGCUCAUCAAAGACCCCAACAAAAGGUGUGUGUGUGUGUGUGUGUGUGUGUGUGUGAGAGAGAGAGAGAGGUUGGUGAAGGGAACUGUGUAGAUUUGUAAACAAAGGGACAUUAUUGACAAAAAAAGCAAGGAAACAAAAUAAGCCUGUCUGGUAACACUUGACUUGACACCUAUCUAUGUGACGCAUUUUAAAUGUAUGUAUAAUGUGUUAUAAUCAUGUUAUAACACUGUAUAACUAUAGUUAUAAACACUCAUAAAUGAUUGUAAUGCUUUAUAGCAAUAAUCAUAACACAUUAUAAAGCAUUUUAUCAUGACUAGGUCAGGUAUUAUAAUGUGUUUUAACUGUUAACAACUCACUGACAAUGCCCACAUAGAUAUUGCAUUAUACAUUUAUUUAUGAUGUGUUAUAAUUUGCUUAUAAACUUGUAUUACUAUCAUUAUAAACAAUCAUUACUUCUCAUAAGGCUUUAUACCAGACUUUGUUAGUCAUGAUAAAUGCUUUAUAAUGUGUUUUUAUUAUUGCUAUAAAACAUUAUGAUCGUUUGAGUGUUUGUAACUACAGUAAUACAGUGCUAUAACGUGAUUAUAAUGCAUUAUACAUAUAUUUAUAAUGCGUUAUAGAGAUAGGCGUCAAAUUAAGUGUUACUGAAUUUUUCCUACUUUACAUCUAAAAUCAUCAUGACUUUGUUUCAACAUUUUAGACAGAAGGCCACAUUUUUUAGUUGGCUAAAUUUUGCAUAAAAGGUGAAAAAUAAUUAGCCACCUUAAAUAAGGAAUGAAUAAAUACUGCUAACUGCUGAUAUAUUUAUUUAUAGCAUGUGCAUCUAAUACAACCUUCAACAUGGUUUUGAAAGUCUAAUAAGAGUCCAAAAUUCCUUCUUCCUCUUAAUUACCUGGAUUGCAGGAAAUCCUCCUCAUUUAUCCACCGACUUACCUCAUCUCUUUGGAUGAUUUUCUAAUCAUCUCCCUGAAUUUUAGAAAUUUGAAACAGAGUUUUUUCAUGUUUAUUAAAGAAGUAAAAAAAAAAAAGUCUUCAUCACCUUGGAUAACUUGCUCUAAUUUGAUAACUGUCUUUCAUUUGUUUGUGUAAAUAACUGAUCUGAGUUUCUGUUCCUAACAUUCCCCUCCUCUCCUCUAGGCUUGGUGGAGGACCAGAUGACGCUAAAGAAAUAAUGAGGCACAGUUUCUUCUCCGGUGUGGACUGGCAGGAUGUCUAUGACAAAAAGGUAACAUGGUUGUGAAACUGAAGCACAUCUUUGAUUUCUCACACGUUUCUUGAUAUGUUAAGUGUAGCAGGAUGAAGGUGAGUGACUUAGUUUAAAGACUAUACAAAGGUUGUGAGUUAGCUCGAGGAACAGAUGAAGAGACACAGUUGUGAUUGUUAGAACAGUGAAGCAGUGUUGAGCACAGGGCAAUAUGAGAGGUGAGAGUUUAUAUCCUGGAGGUUUAUCUUUCUGCUGUUUGCUGGUCUAACACCAGAAAGUGUAAGUUUGAUCCUGUGUGGAAACACUUACAGCAUGUCAGGCUGGUGCUGAGCUUCUUCCAAUCAUUUGUCUCCUUUCUGGAUCAUUCUUCUUCUCAUUCUCCUCUCUCUGUCUACUAUUCCCACCCCCAUUUCUUUUUCUCUUUUGGUCCUUUCUUCCUUUUUUACCCAUCCUUUUUGUCUCUCCCUCUUCCACUAUGUAUGUCUGUUCCUUUAGUUUUAUUUCUUCUUCCUCACUUACCUUUACUUUCCUUAUCUUUUCCUCCCAUUUUCUCUUCCUCUCACCACUUCUUUAGCUUUUUUUCCUUCCCCUCUCAUCCCCCUUUUCCUUGUAGUAAAACAACACAAAGGUUAGACUGAGUCCUCUAUGAGUCUGACAGAGAAACAGGAUUGUUCCUCCUGAUGUUGUUUAAAGACCCACUCUGAUGAAAAUCAUGUUUUUCUUGGUUUUUUUAUAUGUUCAUAUGGCAUUUUUCUGAUGCUACAGGACAUAUGAGAAAACUAAAUGCGAAAUUGCUUUAGUAUUUCUUUAUUCAAAUCGCUGUGAGAAACAGCAGGGUCAGAAACAGUGAGAUUUCAUAUGUAACCAAUCCAAGCUCCGCCCCCAGUGCCGUGCUAUACAAGCCACACUCUGCAUAUAGAGAAGAAAUAGAGAUGACGAUGGCAGAACAAGCGUGUGCGUUAGCGGAUUGCAAUGCUCGUACGAAAGCUAAUUACAAUAUUAGCUUUCACUGUGUCCCUAAAGACUGUAGUGUCCAAGAGCUGAAUAUCUUCUAUGUUACCUGCCACUCCUACCAAAUCGUCAAUGUUAGGCUACAAGCUAACGUGAAGAUGAGUGUGCAGAGCAGUGCUUUCUCCGCCCACGACUCAGAGGCAAAUUACUAAUGAGCUACUGGAGCUCUGCAUGAGAAAAGCCUUGAAAAUGACACAGAUAACAAAUUUUUUGGGAAAAAAAACUUAAUCACAAUUUAAAGACCACUGAGAACACUUUAAGUAGUAAAAAAAAAGUGAUCGGAGUGGAACUUUAAGACACAUAAACAAUUCAGGUCAGGAACAAUAAUUUCUUCAUUGCAAGAAAAUUCUGCACUCCAGUCUUUAAUGCCUUUCCUCCAACAGCACCAGCCAUUGUUAUCCCACAGUUGAACUUCAUUUGUCUCACCUUGUGUCUUGGCCUCAGAUGGUCCCUCCCUUCAAGCCUCAGGUGACGUCUGAGACGGACACCAGAUACUUUGAUGAGGAGUUCACAGCUCAGACCAUCACCAUCACUCCACCAGAGAAAUGUGAGUCUCUCCUUUUCUCUCUUUUUCUCUCAAAGGUUUAUGCACAGACAUAUGUCCUCGUGAAGCUCAAAAAAAGCUCACUUUGAUUCCUUACAUGACUGGAAUUACUACAAAUAAAAGGAUGAAUACAGAAAUAAAUACAGUAGGAUGGUAAAUGUAGCCCUUUAAACCGCAGACAUGCCAGAAAAAAUAACAUACAAGCUGUGUCGUGUGACUUGGAUGGAUUUCUGCAGAGGAUCAUGAUGUAAAUUUAGUUUUUUUUUGGAUUACAAAUAGCAACAGAAAAUCGAAUCUCUUUUAAGGUAAUAAAUGUGAGUUUAAACGAAUUAUCAGUGAUUCGUCUUUUUCUUUAGGUGAGACAUUUCAACUUAAAUUAAUGGGGGAAUCAACACUGAAAAGUGUCGCUGUUUUUUUUUUUUUGUUUUGUUUUUCAAAGUGUGUGGAAUAGUCCUCGGGCCACGUGCAGCACUUCACAGGCUUUUGAAAUAAAGACGUCGCUUUUCAAAAUGUUUCGGCACUGAAUUAUGCAUGAGUGGAACCGAUGUGUCUCUCCGCGCUUACGUGAGGUUCCACUUGUUUUGUAGGUCGCACAACAGUUAGUUAGGAGGAGAUUGGCACAUCAAAGGGGCACUUGUUAAAUGAAUCAUGUUCUGUCGAAGUCUACAGCACAAUAAUGUUACACAAAGACAAUACUUUGAGAUGUUUGAUUAUGUUUUGACAUGAUAAAAUCAACCACACAUUUCCUGAGCUGAUAGUGUGUGUUUAAAUGAUCUUGACGGGGAUCCUAAAAAGUAAAUUAAUCAAGUCAUUUAUUUCCAAAUCUGAAGUUGACGAGGACGGGAUGGACUGUCUGGACAACGAGAGAAGGCCGCACUUUCCUCAGUUCUCCUACUCUGCCAGUGGUCGUGAAUGAACUGUCCAUCACAUUGACAUCAUCACAGCUGGUCUCUGAGGUCAUCAGUGUGGGACAAAAAGACCCACAGCUAUGGACUGAUCUGGAAUGACCUUGACUUGAAGGAUUUCGCCCUUCCUUCUCCUCUUUCUCCUCUCUUUUUCACCGCUCCAGUUUGCUCCCCCUCUUUAUUUUUUGAUUCCUUCUUUCAGAGAGAGUAAAUUUCUUUCUCUCGAGUCCUGCACUGCAACCCCAACGUGAUCUGGACUGUGAUGUGAUCAGUUACUGUGUAAUGUCCCUUUAAAGACAGGAGCAUUACCCAUGGCCUGCUGUGCUUUGACAUGUGUCAGUCCUACAGAAAUCAUGACAAAAAAAACUCAAAUAUCUGAUCAUGGAAGACGAUGGCUUACAGCAGAAACAGCAUUUUUUGUCAUUUAGACCCAAACUGCCGUUACUGGUUGUAUCUCAGGCUUUGACACACCGACAGAUACUCACAUAAACAAUUCUGGGAUUGAUUGAGGCUGCCUUGCAUUGAAGAAGCAGUUGUCAUCAGUGAGCAGAACCUUACACACCUCAUAUCGUCAAGCAGGAUUUGACUCAGGUUUUGCUCGGUGCAAAUCAUUGUUGUUGCUGCUAUUUCAACUUCUACAACUACUACAGGUUCCACUACUGCUACUACUGUACUACUGCUACUACUUCAAUCUGGUGCUACACUACUAGCUUAAUGCUGCGGAUCAUCAUACAGGCGCCAGCAACACAUCAAACACCUGUAUUUAACGUCUAUGCUUGUACAGCUGCAGAACAGGUGCCACUACUGCUCCUAAUGCACAGCUAAUACAUAUAAGCUACAGGAUAGGGUGUCGCGUGUGUGUGUGUUUGAGUGUGCGUGCGUGCAUGUGGGUCUGUGUUUAAGAUUACACCUCAAAGCACAGCAGCUCAGGGCGUUCAGCUCCUCAACUAUGAGCUUUACUCUUUUACCAACAAUGCAGUGCAAGGUGGUUAAUACAUCAAUCACUGCAGAGGUGAAAAUGAGAGGAACACCGUUUGUUUGAAUGUUACGCCCCGGAAUUUUUGAAUUUAUUUCUCAAGUCCUGCGAAGUUUAAAUGUCUUAUGUCCCAAAAGGGAAAAUGAAAUGGUACUGUUUCAGUGACAGAAAGCUUUACUAUGACCUUUUGUCAUUAUGGCUUUAGGAACCACAUGGAUGUACCUCUCUGCAUUUGUGUGCAGGAGAAAAAGGGAAACUGCAGCAGGAACAGAUUCACCGCCGAGUGAAAGCAGAAUUCCAUAACGACACGUUGAGCAUUGUAAUGACAGGAAAGAGAGAGAGAGAGAGAGAGAGAGAGAGAGCAGGUGAUAAAAACCCCAAGAUUGAAAUAUUUAUAAUGUGAUCAUUUACAAUGUAUUGAUGAGUGAGGUAAUGUCUGAUUCUCUGUGAGUUUCUAUGAAGGUAUUAAAAAAAAAAAAAGACAUUAUGGUCUGUGAGGAGGUACGCAUCAACAGUUAUGGGUUUACACCAAUCACAG
Messenger RNA from Xyrichtys novacula (pearly razorfish), 59494 nucleotides. Lineage: Eukaryota; Metazoa; Chordata; Actinopteri; Labriformes; Labridae. The record is from the annotation of a GenBank genome assembly.